This is a messenger RNA of Podarcis lilfordi (Lilford's wall lizard), 48769 nucleotides long. The record is from the annotation of a GenBank genome assembly. Lineage: Eukaryota; Metazoa; Chordata; Lepidosauria; Squamata; Lacertidae.
GUGUUGCCUGAGGAGAAGGCGGCUUUCGGUUGGGCCGGGGGCCCUGUGGUCGUUUGCAAGGAGGGGGAAUUGGCUUCGGGCAAAGAGCAAAAGUCCCUGAGAGGGAGUUGGGGGGGGGGCGUAAGUAGGAGCCAUGUCGGAGGGAGGCGGCACCUGCGAGACCGACAGCGAUGAGACAAUAGUGGAAGGCUCCGUCCCUGAGAGCGACGGGGACGAAGAGGAGCUGCUCGCCAGGAGGUGACAAACACACACACACACACACACGUUACAAUUAGUUGUGCUAACACUUCACAGAGGCGUCACAAGUCACCCUCUGGGGCCGACUGUUAAGUGUUUGAAUACUGGCAAAGGGCGUGUGGCUACUCAGAAGUAAGCCGCUCUGAGUUCAGUGGGGCUUGCUCAUCUGGUAUAGGAUUACAGUUGGUCCUGUAAUAAAGGCCUCCCGUUGACCAGGAUAUGCCAGUUGCUUCUGUUACUCAUUCAGAUGCAUGGUAAAAUUAAUGGUGUGUGUGGCCCUUCCGCCCAUAUAACCGUGCUAAAUGACUGCCUACUCUCUCCUCCACAUAACGCCCCAAACUGAAAACGAAAGUCGCUUACGAUCCUAAGCAUACAACCAACCACCCGUGGGAUUUAAAUGUGCUUUUUUAAGGUCCCCUAUUUGGAAACAUAGCCUUCAGACAAACGGUUCAGGUAGGGUUCACUGUAAAAAUGGCAGUUAAGGUUCGCUGAAGGUGUGUCUUGCAAUCCUUGCCUCCUCAAGUUCAGUUAACGAAUACAAAAGCAGGAAAGGGUUUGUGAGAUCAAUGGUGUUGGGGGCACAGGCAGCCAGUGCAAUCCCUCUCCCAACACCACACGUCACUAUUUCACAAAUAACAGUAUGUCUUGUGAACAGGGCUUCUUUAUCAAGCUCCUGAAUCUAUAUGGGGUGGCAGAAUCUCAGAGGUUUUUGGCAAGGCCUGAGCUACUAACCUCUCUCUUACCUUUACCACACUGCAGUGGAAAUGUGCUCUAAAUACCACAUUUCCUUAAAACUUUCAUAUCAGUCUAGCUACCGGUAAGUUCUUGGCAGGAGUAAACCCAGCAUAUCCUCCCUUUUAAAUAAAUAAGUAAAUGAUAUACAAAUAUUUGGUUCUGAAGAAACAGGAACAUAGUUUUCUUUCUUUUCCCCCGUAAGAUUUUAUUAAAACUUUUUUUGUGAUACAAUAAAACAAAAGGAAUGAACCUAGAUAAAAACAAAGAGAAAAGAAAAUGCAGAGUCCUGACUCUUAACCAGUGCUUUUUUCAGGGGGUGCGCAAGGGUACACAGUACCAGCACCUCUUUUUUAGUUGUGUGGCACUUAUUGUAAUAUCUUCAUGGUGAGUACCAGCACCUAUUUAUCUAGGGGAAAAAAUCAUUGCUCUUAACCCUUAUCUCACACAAAAAAUAGUGGACCCUCCCAGCUCUCACCUGGGAGCUUUCCUGUCUUCUUCCAGUCACUCACCCUGGGAGGUCUUCCCUUCCCUGGCUCUUAUCCAGGGUCCUUCCACCCAUCCAUAAUCUUCAAGUGUGUGUAAUCCUGAACCCCAAUAACAGCCCAGAGCAGAGGACAUAAUAGUAAAGAGAGGGAGAGAGAAGAAAAAAGAAGAGACGUAUACAGUGGUACCUCGGGUUAAGUACUUAAUUCAUUCCGGAGGUCCGUACUUAACCUGAAACUGUUCUUAACCUGAAGCACCACUUUAGCUAAUGGGGCCUCCUGCUGCCGCCGUGCUGCUGGAGCCCGAUUUCUGUUCUUAUCCUGAAGCAAAGUUCUUAACCUGAAGCACUAUUUCUAGGUUAGCGGAGUGUGUAACCUGAAGUGUAUGUAACCCAAGGUACCACUGUAUAAGAAGAAGAAAAAAGUAGAGAAAAAAUAUAAAGGACUUAUGAUUUUCCGUUUGUCAGUUACAUAGAAGAAAUUAUUUAUCCUGUGUUGUCUGCUUACAUUCCCAAUCUCCUGAGGUAGAAUGCAAAAUGCAUCCAGUCAGAUAUCCAAAUGAUAAUUUCAAAAACAAGAGCUUUCUUCAAACAAGGAUUCCUGGGAUUCAGACUAGGAUAGUGGUAUUUUAAGAAUAUCAGUGAAUGGCAAUUAAUAACUAAAUUACCUUUUAGUUUGUGCACAAGUAGUAAAGGGGUGGAAUUUUUGUUUUAUUUUUAAGUGUAACUUAUGUGAGAAUGUUCCAGGUUAUUUUAAAGAAGUACAUAUUUGCAUAGGAUAGUGAGAACAGUUACAUAAGUAUGAAUUUUACUAAUCCUGAGGGUGUGGUUACUGAAGAAUGUUGGAUUAUGUUAACUGAGGAAUGUAAUUAACUAUGUUAUCCAUUUUCAUAGAAUCAUAGAAUUGUAGAGUUGGAAAGGACCUGAGGGUUAUCUAGUUCAACCCCCUGCAAUAUAGAAACCCUGCCCACACCCGUCCCUGGGUGGACUUGAACCACCAACUUUCUUGUUAACAGCCAGAUGCACUGACCCAUUGCACCACUGGGGGGUCAUCAUUUUUUAAAAAAGAAACAAGUUAUGUACUUCAUGCAAAUAUGAAACAAACAAAUAAAUUUGCUGCUUUGCAUGAAAAGAUAUAUAUUUCAUUUCUGUAUGCCUUUUAAAACAUGGAAUUGUGUAGACUAGUGCCUGCUGUCCUGGUUUAGGUACUGUAUCUAUGCAUGUCCUUUCAUUAAAUUACACUCUUGGAAAUAUCAGAGUUUGAAGACAGUGUGCAGGUGGACCUUUGUUUGUUCUUAUGUAAAAAACUGAGUCAUAAUUCCAUUUAGAAGUGGCAUUGAUCCAUUAUUUGAAUAUUGAGCUAGAUUUAGUUUAUUAAUGUCAAAUCCAGAUCCAGCAGAACUUUAUUUUGACCAAAUUCUGCUAUUAGGAUAAAUAUAGCAUAGUUCUAUGAUAAAUGUAGCAUACCUUGAAUCAUAGACUUGAAUCAUAAAUUCAUAGAGUUGCAAGGGACCCUUAGGAUCAUCUAGUCCAACUCCCUGCAAUGCAGGAACAUUCAGAUGUGCCUUAUGGGGAUCAAACCUUCAACCAUGGCAUUAUCAGCAGCACGCUGUAAUCAACAGAGCUACUAUAUGUGUUAAAAUUCACAUAUUCAUAGAUUGGUUCAUGAUUAAAAUAUUUUAAUUAGAUUUUUUUUACUUUGAUCACCUAAUCAGGACCAACCCAAGGCAACUUGCUUCUUGAGGCAAAUGCUAAAGAUGGUGCCCUCUGCAUUCUACAUGCAGAAACCAAUUGAUAGGCAGUUCAAUCUUACUUUAUUAUGAACUAACAAGGUGCGUGUUUUACUGCACUACAAGACAGCAGGCUACAAUAGGGAGUGCAGGGCAGUAUGUGGGGCACAUGCAGCUCUUUCCUCCAACACUUUGGUGCUGCUUGCUCACUGCUCCACCUGGUGUCUUUUCACUUCCCACUCAAAUGCUGUAAAGCAACAGCGGCACCAUAGCUGCUACCACCACCAACAUGUAUCAUGUGAGCAGAGCAAUACAUAUGUGAUGCCUGCUGGAAUGCCUGCUCACCUGAUUAGGGGUAGGGGUGCCAACUUGAAUAAAAUAUUGGGGGGGGCAGGUAAGCCCCGCCCUGCAUAAUUGAUCAUAAUAUGUGGCACAUGCAUACCAUUUGAAUGCCAAUGUCCAUCAACGUGGGGCAGCCCCCCCAAUAUUUUAUUGCGAGGAGCAAAGGGACAUCGACCCCAAGGAGUUGGCUCCUAUGAUUAUGGGUAUUUCCCAUCAUUGCUGUCUCUGAUAUGUUGGGAAACAUCUCACUUGCCCAGUCCAGCAACAAGCAAGCAUCACUACUGGUGGGUUGCUGGCUCAGUAGGAUAGGAAUGGUGGAGGGGGGAGAACCCUGGGGCGUGGUUGUGGGGGCUACUCACACCCAUGGCACCUCCUGCCUGGGUUGGUUGUAUAGCUGUCAACUUUUCCCUUUUGCAAGGAAUCCUAUUUGGAAUAAGGGAAUUUCCCUUAAAAAAAGGAAAAUGUUGACAGCUAUGGUUGGUUGUCUCAAUCUAAUGGUAGGGCUGGGUUUUUUUUAAUCUAAUGCAUAAAAAAGUUAGCUGUGAUCAAUGUGUUGUAGCGGAAGAAUAAGAACCUCCUCCCCCACAGCUGAAAAUAGUAGCAAACGACACAGUGGAGAAAUGGAUCUAAAAGAGCAAGAUUCAGGAGAUACUACAUGAUAUACCGUAUUUUUCGCUCUAUAAGACUCACCAGACCAUAAAACGCACCUAGUUUUUGAAGGAGGAAAACAAGAAAAAAAUAUUCUGAAUCCCAGAAGCCAGAACAGCAAGAGGGAUCGCUGCGCAGUGAAAGCAGCGAUCCCUCUUGCUGUUCUGGCUCCUGGGAUAGCUGCGCAGCCUGCAUUCGCUCCAUAAGAUGCACACACAUUUCCCCUUACUUUUUAGGAGGGAAAAAGUGAGUCUUAUAGAGCAAAAAAUACGGUAUAUGGGAUAAGAUAAAUUCCUUUUAAAUACAAGAGAGAUAGCAUCUCUUGUUCCAAGCUGGGGCAGGUUAUUGUGUUCACCACUCAGGUGUGGCUUCUUUUAAUAAUAGAAAUAUUGAACAGGGAAGAUUUAUUACUAUAGGUUCUGUAUUAAAUAUCAGAUGGUGUGACAUCUGUUAAUGUAUUCAAGGGUGUAAGCAGAUGUUUUCUGCGUUACAUCUGCCAGAAAUUGCAUCAGAAUGAAUGGAUGUACUUACAAGCAGGGUUUAAUUAAAAUCAGACAAUUAUGACAUUAAUCCAAUAAUUACAACUUUCAUCUAAAAAUUCCCUGAUCAUCUAAUUUUGCAAUUUUUCAUGCAAUAUAACUCAUCAGAUGUGUUGGGCUGUUGGAAUCCUUUAGAUUUUUCAGUUGCAUAAUUAUGUUACUUAAUCUUAAUUACAGGUUGUGAAGUACAAAAUGUACAUUGUUCCAAUCUGUCCUGUUCCUUCAGUCUCCACACCUGGCUGCUACUUAUUCCUUCAAACCUUGCUAAAGCUUCACUUAGACUUACAGUCUAAAGAUGAUGCUUUCUCAUUUUUCUGUCUUGUUUUCCUUAACUGACAACUCUAAUAAGUAUUCUUCAAGUCAUCAAUAUAAUCUGAUCUUCAUAGAAUCAAAGGAACCAUGGCUUUAACAAAUUGCCUGGUUGUAGCCAUUAUCCACCCAAGAAUUCCAUGCUGGCCAGUGAGCAAGCUGGUGGAGGAUGGAUGGAACUCAUGAGAGAGCCCUUCUAGGUCAGUCCACUUUGUUUCUGUUCUAGCCAUGAGAGAAGAAAAGCCCCUUCCUAUGCAAAUUCAUCUGAAAAUGCACAGUGCUAACCUCUUAGCAGACUGAUGACUUUUGUGGGUUUAUUUCCAAGGCUGAAUUAACAACCAUGCAGAGACAUAACAAAGGAAGAUCUGCCGUUGAAACCAAGAACUGCUUAGUUGAGAUUCUUGCAUUGCAGGGGGUUGUACUAGAUGACCCUUCCAGCUUUACAAUUCUAUGAUUAUAUAUUAUCUUCUUCCCACUGAAUGUUCUGGCUGCUGCUGUCACGGUCCCCUCCUCCUCCCGUUGAUAGAUGCUGUCUAUGGCUUGUUGCCUGACGCAGGAGGAGGUUGCAUUGCUUCCAUCUCUGGUACCCCACUGUGGUGUGGUUCCUUUCCCUGCUUAAUCAUCUGCCCCUCUCACUACCACUACCACAUCUUCCUGAAAAAGAAAGUGCUUGCUGCUGGAUGCCUGUGAUGGAAGCAAACAGUAUAAUGCUCCCACCUCAGUCAACUGGCUGUGGGCUGCUUCAUUCCCCAACAGGUGGAGGAAGCAGUAGUUAAAGCAUAAGCCAGCAAGGAGUAGCAGGAUGAUAUUCUAACAUUUGCUUUGCUGGAAUACUGUGGGCACACAUACAUACAGAGAGAGAGCUCAAAAUGCAUCCACAGUGCUUUGUGUUUCUUUUUAUAUUUUGCCCAUACAUGCUUGUUACAGAAGUGAUAGAGAACAGUUCACUUCAUAUUUAUAAAAUGAUUUUAAUGCACAUGAAUAAGUAGCUCACUCCUUUGCAGGAGUAAGUAAAACCAGAAUGCCUUAUCUUUCUUUAUCAGGUCUGAAUCUUGCAAAUUAAUUUCUAGAUAUCACCAUAACAAGCUAUUUAGAAAUAGAGAAGCUACCUUUUCAGAGGUCAUGUGUUUAGGUCAUGGAGCAGGAAUUCUAACAGCUAUCUCAGAGCUAGAUGGCUUUUUGAUUGCAACUUUGCCUUCAGUUUUGCCUUGAGCAUGUGCCCUUUGUGGGUUGUUAUUUUUUAACUGUAUCUGUAUUCCUCCUCUGUAUUCCUAAUCACACACAUUUUAUUCAGAAGGAAAUUCACCAUGCUAACCUGUUUCUCAUAUACUCAGAAAAAUAUACGGACAAACGCAGUGCUUUUUGUCUUGUGGUGUGCACUGAUACGCAGUACCAGCACCUCCAUCCCCCUCAGAGCCUUGCACCUUUCCCCCAAAGCCCAGGAAGCUUCUGCCUGGCUUAGGGAAGGAGGCACGAUGUUCUGGCAGGGUCUGAGAGCCCUCCCACCUCCUUUCUAAAGCUUGCCUAGUUUUGGGAAGGAGGCAGGAGGGCUGCAGGAUCCCUCACACCCCCCUUCUCAAAGCCUGGGAAGCUUCUGCCCAGCUUAGGAAGGGAGGUGCAAUGCUCUGGCAGGGUCUGAGAGCCCUCCCUUGUAGGCUGAGUACUAGCACCUUUUUUCUAGAAAAAAAAGCACUGGACAAUCUACAUCUUUCAUUGAACAGCCCAAGCUUCAGGACUGUAGUCAGAGAGAUGGCAAAGAAGGGCUCUCGGACCCUGCCAGAGCAAUGUUUUGUUAUCAGCAAUAAAACGACAAUGAUAGAUUUGAGGCUUUAGUUUUUUUAUUUGAGUAAGAAAAAAACAUCAUUUUUCUAAAGCCAUACCAGUAAUUUGCAUAUCAGCCACCUGUCACGCACCACCAAGUGCAGAAUUGGAUGGAAAAAAGUUAGAACUGAUUAUCUUUUUACAGCCCAAUACUGUGCAUGUUUGCUUGGAAGUAAGACCUACUAUACUCAUUGGUACUUACUCCCAAGUAAAUAUGAUUACAACUGCAGCCUUAGUCUCCCUGAUUUCAACUUUUAAAGUUUUAGAUAAGAUACGUAUGUUUUGUUUUAGAAAUAGUGCCUUUUAAGCACUUUAGAAAUCCUGAUGAUUUCAUGCAUUUGUGUGCAACAAAUUGUUUCCAUACAUUGAUCAUUAUAUCACCUACAAAUAAGUGUGAAGGAUCUGAGUAAAACAGAGAUUACAAUCAAGCCUAAAUCACCCAAACAUGAAAAGUUAAUUAAUGUUAUCUGUUCUUUUCCUUUCUAGAGCUGGGAUAAACUGUCCCAUCAGUGUUACAGGUAUUUGCCAACUUGAUCAUUCACCAGCUGCUACUGUACAUGGAUGAUACAAGCUUUUUAUCUGCAUGUUUAUGUAAUGGAGAGUAACUUGUUUAAGUAUAGUUAUUACACAGAAAAUAGUUAUUGCAGAAAAUAUCAAACAGAUGUAUCUAUAUACAGCACAGUAAGGAACUAAAUGGCUUUUGGAGUUUCAGCCUCAGAAAGGAGUUUGUAAUUGGCCUCCCACUUUUACUUUCUGUGCAGUGGUUUUACCUAAUGCCUAUUAGUGUGGUCACCUAGAACUUCACAAGGCAGUGCAGUCCAUUAAGAGGAAGGUUACCGAAGUCCCGCCCGGCUCCCGAUGGCUGCGCAGAGCUGCCUGCAGUCUCGGGCUCAGUGCAGCUCUGCGCGGCCAUCGGGAGCGGGGCGCGAAGUCCCGCCCGGCUCCCGAUGGCUGCGCAGAGCUGCCUCCAGUCCCGGGCUCAGCGCACUUCUCCCCAUUGCCAGCCCCACAAGCUGGGGGGCAGCGGGGAGGCGGAGCGCACCUUCCCGCUGUUCCCCGACCUGGUUCUUCCAGCCCCGCACCUGGGGGGGGGGGGAAUUCUUUAUUUCCCCCCAAAAAAACUAGGUGCGUCCUAUGGGCCGGUGCAUCCUAUGGGGCGCAAAAUACGGUACCUAAAUCCAUUGUGAAAUGAUUUCUUCCUCCCUUCCACCCUGCCCUCAUAUUGCAUCCCAUAAUUCUGGAUUUGAACUAAAUUGCCAGAGCAGAAGACUCAUAUAUAGAUCACCUGGAGGUCCCUGUUCCCAUAAGCCCUAUUCAGGUUAAAUAGAGCUUAAACUAGGGAGGGGUUACAUACACAACCCACCCCCAAUAUAUACAUCCAUUUCAGGCCCACCAUUUAGCACCAUUUGAAGGAGGAUUCUAAGUGCAUUUGGGUGAGUGUGCUUACAAACUUCCCUGCGAUCAAGACCCUUGAUAAUGCAGAGCUCCUAAUCAAGAGAAGAAUUGUAAGCACACUCACUCGUAACAUUUCCCCUUCAGACUUUCAUGCCGAACAUGGGAAGUUGUGAACUGGAACAGCUGCAUAUGUGGACAUUGGGAGAGCGCCAUGAGCCAAAAACCUAAAUAGUGCUGUAGCUGCCUUAGGACAUAGAGAACAUACUUUCAAGUUCAUAAGUACUUUCAUUCAAGGUUAGAUGUUAAGCAAAAUAACAUACAAAAGAAUGUUGGUGAAUAAAAUGGGAAAGCCUGCAAUUUGUAAGUUUUAUAAUGGAUUGCACAAAGUACUUGGAGAUUUAAUGAGAUUCAACCAUCUUUGGCUGCAGGAAGAUCUUAUUUCAUAUAGCUAUAUAAAAAAUGUACACACUGCCUUCUUAGUACACAUAUUUUGCACAAGACUGAUUACUUCUAUUAAAAUCACAAUGUAGAAAAUAGCAACAAUAGUAGAAAUAUAAUAAACACAAUAUAUCAACCACACAUUAAAGGUAUGCCAGUGACAUCAGCGAACUUGUGAAAGGUUCCUGUUGUUAUCCCUUUCAAAAUAGAAAAACCAUCCAUCAGGUCCAAAUUAGAUGUUACAUAGAAAUUCCAUGAUUGACACUCUCCACGCCUUUUUCUUUCUUAAGAAAUGAAAGUCCCAGUUUGCUUGGGGAUCAGUCCUUGUGGGGAAGUCUAACCCUUUGCCCCUGUUGUCAGUGGUUAGAUCCAAAUCACCCUCCCCCCAGAAGGUGCUAUUAGUCAUAGAGGGGGAAAUGUAGAGGCACACAAAUUGUGCCUGUAAAGGGCAAGCUAGACACAUUUUUUGGUUAUGUAAAUAGCAGCCACAGGCAAGCUUGAGCAGUCUUGGGGCCAUAGAGAGUCCAUAGUCCUGAUGACAGUUACCUCUCUGAAGCUGCUAUUUGUAUUUCAAGGGAUGCUCCCACUGGUGCAAGGGGAAGCUUCUGGAUACAAGUUCUGCUUGUUAAGUUACAGAUUAAUUUUAGAUGACACACUAGGUAUAAAGUCAAUAGAAGCUUUAUUGUGAAGGGAGGCUAUGCUUUCCUCAUAGGUGGUCAGAAGCUCUUUUUCCUUCAGUUCCAGGAUGGCUAAAUUUGGUAUUUACUGUUUCCCCUCAAAGACCAUACUAUGUUUUAAAGGAUAUUCAAAGUGAUAUGCAUUGAAAAUAAAGUUUAAAAUUCACUUAUUUGCUGUUGUUUUAGGUUUAGAUUCUGAAGUGGCUGGAUUUCUGGAAACAGACAGAAAUGUAGGUCUGUUAGUGUCCCUCUCCCCCUCCCCAAUUGUAACUAUAUAAUCUCUGUUUUUCAAUUAAUUUAUGCCUCAUGGAAUUCCCCCUUCCCCCGUGAAAGCCUAUGAACAUGUUUUCUCCAGAUAUUUAUUACAUAAACAAACAAACAAACAAACAAAUAACUGUAAUCUUAACAAAGAUGUCAUUUCAAACAUUCACUUUGAGCUUGAGCUUGAGCUUGCUGUUUUUAUGCAAAUUAACCAGCAUGCCCAUAGGAUGUGUAUAAUGAUACAGUGCAGAAGUUAUUGUGAUACAAAUUAUUACACCAUACAAGAUUGUGAAAGAAUGUAACAGGUCAGACUUGCCAACAUAGUAUGUUGAGUAUUGAAAGUGCACUUUUGUAAUUUUCCUGCAGUAGCUCCAUUGGUCCUAUUAUAAGCACUGAACUAGAUGUGAUAUUAAUUGCAUGAAUGAAAUUAACACACACAAUUUUUCUUACGUAACUAGCAGCCUUGGAACCUUGGGGAAGGGAAGUUUAACUUUUUCUUCUCCCUGCCGUGGUCCUGACCAAAAUAGCUUCUUUGAAGCUGCCUUUUUCAUUUCAGGAGUAACUAUUUUUGUUGGGACCAUGGACGAGAGAGAAUUUUUUUUAAACUUUGUGUGCUUGUGACACCCCAUCAUUUACUCAUACACAGAAGACACCAAUCAGUGCAUGGCAAUAGCUAAACAAUUUUGUGAUUUCACUCUAUCCAGGAUACACACAAAAGAUAACAGGGUAGCCACAAAGACAACAUGCCACCCUCCCAAGUGAAGACCUCCAUAGCAUAGUGAACAGGAAGGUGGCAUCCCUAGUAACCAUGUACUCCAAGUUUCUCCACAGAAAGGGUUUUGAUUCCCUUGACAUCCAUAUCAUUUUGAUCAUUCCCUGUCAUCCUAUCCAACCACAGUUCCCAUGUCCACUUAUUUGAUUUCCUGUGUCUUGCUAGCAUUAUGCCAGCAGAUUUCACUCCAUUCAGCCCCCUCUCUGCUGCUUGACUUGUCAUAAUAUCAGCAGCACAUUGGAGAAAGCAAGAAGAUUAUUGGAGCCCGCCAUAUUGCCUGUGCUGAUGCUGUAGUAGUAGACCUCCAAUUGUACUAAAGAAAACAGUUUUUCUUCAGCUUUUUUACAGUGGGUUAUAUAUGUUUUCUGGGUGGGUUCCCAGGCUAAUAACAGGAUCAGGCUUUAAAUUUAUUAUUUGGUAUUGUGUUGUGGUACUUUAUGCUGUGGAGCACUUUGAUCUUUUAUGUAAUUGGGCAUAUAGAAAUAUUUUUAUCAAUCAAUUUAUUUUUUGGAUUUAUACUUUCCCAUUAACUCACUCCUCUGGGGAGUUUUCAACGUUAUGAAAAAUAGAAAAUACAAGACAGAGAAAAUUAAAAUAAAACCAAUUUUUAAGCAAUACAAAUCAACCCACAAAGCCAUCUAAAGGCCAGAGAAUAUACAUAGCUUCAGCAGUACAACUGCAUCAAAUGCCUUCAUGUCAUAAGAAAAAAUAUAACAAUGAAUGAAUGAUACUGAGAAAAACAUUUAAAUGUAAAAGACUAAUAAUGAGUAAAAGUUGGCUGUAAGCUCCCUGGAAGCAGACUGAGGGAUCAUAAGAAACCAUUAAAUUUUUUAGCAAAGUGUAGCAGGGUAAACCCUUUUUCUUUAAGUAUCUUAAAACUAUUAUGUAAAUAUGCAGUCUAGAAAAUUGUGCACUUUUGUCUCAGAUUAAAAGAAAUAUAAUAGAACUGGGGAAGGUAAAAAAACAGCUAUUUAAAAAAGCUAUUUUAAAAAGAGCUAUGAAGAGGAAGCAGCAUUUUCUUUGAAGAAAGCUUUGCAAAUGUGUGCUUUUGAGUGUUAAAUUAGCAUAUGUUUUUAUCAUUAGCUUCCAGAGACUUUAAAUGUUGAAGUGUCUCCAGAAAUAAGCCUUCUUUCUGGUAUGGAUGCAAUAGAGGAUUCAAUUCCACAAGAUACAGAGAUGUCAGAGGUUUUUCAAAUUGUCAGUAAGGAAGAUAUGACAGAAAACCAUCCAUUUCUUGAAACAGUGCAAUCAAGUAUAAGUGUAGAUGAAACAAUGGCUGUGGAAUUUGAAGAUUUGAUGGAACCACUUGAUGAUUCUGAGACCCUCAAAAUGCUUGACAUAUUGGAAAAUCAGGAUGGUGCUAUUUCUAUGGCUAAGUCUGUAAAUAAGGAGAGCAAUGCCCUGCCUGUAGAGCUUCUCAUAGCACUGAACUCCUUGUCAGAAUCUGCAGCAGCAUCUGUCUGUCAGCCAGAAGGCAAGGGAAGUUGGUUCAUCAUCGCAGACAAACAACCGACACCAGACCAAACAGAUGGUGAUUGCACACAAAUCACAGAUAUAAAUGUAAAAUCUCAGCUUCAUAUAAAACACCUUGAAGAAACAGAAGCUUUAAUGAUGACCAAACUGCCAUAUCCUUCAGAGGAACAGGUAUGUAUACUUUAAAGUUGAAAUGUUAGUUUACAAUUUAUAUUCACAUUAAUGUUUAUUGAAAUGUUAACUUGCCGUUUAUAUUCACAAAACCAUCUUAUACCCCAAAUAAGCCUGUUGUUUGUGUAUAAUAUUCCUAAGUAAGUGAUGUAUGUUUUUAUUACCUUGCCUCUCAUUAAAGUUGCAUACUGCCAUUGUUAGGAUAAGCAACCUCGCUUCUUCCCUGCUGUCUUGUACAACAGUGAUACCUGCAUUGUAAAGCCCUCUUAUUAUAAGUUUACAGUUUGCUCAACCAGCCUUCUCUUUCUGUUUCUCCUUCUGCAAUCCACUGUACCCCUGACAACCCUCUCCCUGGUGUGUGUGUGUGUGUGUGUGUGUGUGCAUGCUCCUGAACAGUGAACAGCAAUGGGGUAUGGGGCUGCUGUGGGAAGAUAGAAUAAUCCCAAAUCAGAUGGAAGGAUGUUAUUUAAGUGAGAGCUUUGCUGACACAGAGUCCUCUGGUUUUCAGGUGAUUCCCUCUCUCACUGCAGCUUCAUGUGACAUGGUCCACACUUGUACAGUACAUGGAGCUGCAGGAAGGAAGCAGAAGAACAGCUGCCUUCCACUAUUAUUUUUAAUUAUUAUUUAUUAAAUUUAUAUAUUGCCAUUCAUCUGAAGAUAUUUUCUUAGCAUCCGUCUAUUGAGAGACAGCAGAGUGUGCCUCUGGGGGUGAGGUCAAACUGCUGGAGAAUCACAGCACCUGCUGUGGCUGCAGAGACUGGAAACCAGAACAUUUAGCACCAGCUUGGCUGCUGGAGUUGCUGGAAGGAGGCGUACAAGACACCGUUCAACCAUUUUACUUUUUUCCAGAUUUGUGUAGGGUUUACUCCUUAGCCUUUUAUUUCCCUAAGACGCUCCACAAGACAGCGGGUAUCUGAGGAUCACAGGGCAGUUUAUAGUAUAUAAAUACAGAAUGAAAGUACAAAAUAUAUAACAUAACAAAAAGAAGCAAGCAAAAUACAUAGCAUAACAAAAACAAACAGAAAAACCAAUACCCCCCCCCCCACAAACACAUUUAAAAGUUCAUAGAUUGUUUAAUCAGCCAAAGCACUUUGGAAACAUCCAACUUCUUCUGCAAUUACCGUUUGAGGCUUUCCCUCCUUAUGGAGGGUCUCAAUGAUGGCUUUCUGCACAACUGUCAGGUCAGCAGCCUUCCCCAUGAUUGUGCUUCCUACUGAACCCAUUGCAGGUGUUAUGGAUUGAAUAGCUACUGCACCUUUUCACAAUAUUCUAAUUUUCUGAGAUUGUUAAUUUGGGGUUUUUAUCAGCUGUACCCCAUAAUCAUCACAAUUACAACAAAUAAAGGCUUGACAUAUCUUGCUUUGCAUGUCAUGAGUCUAUCUCAUAUAUUAGUUUCACCUUUUAAGUUGAAUUACUGAAACAAAUGAACUUUUCCACGAUAUUCUAAUUUUCCGAGUUUCACCUGUAGGUGAACUGUGAAAUUUGCUCCCACGAGAGGCAGUGAUGGCCACCCACUUGUAUGGAUUAGACAUUUUUUAUGGAGGGUAAGACUGUCAGUGACUGCCACACAUGAUAGCUGUGUUUUGCCUCCACUGUCAUAGACACUAUCCCCCUGAAGAGCUGUUGCUGGGAAUCACAAGUGGAGAGAGUGCUGUUGCAUCCAGGUCCUGGUUGUGGGAUUUCCAUAGGCUAGAUGAGCCUUUGUUCAGAUCCAGCAGAGCUCUUCUUACAUGGUUACACUCAAUGGAGCAGCAAUUACGCAGACUAUAGGUAUCAACAAGGAAAGAAGCAUCAGAGAUUUUCUCCCCUUGGUUGCUCCAGGGAAUGAGGAAGAUAAGUAGCAGCAGAGCACUCAGAUUUCUGGAACUUACAUCAUUUACAAAUGCGAAGCCUGAUAACUGGUUUGUGCUAAUUUUCAUUGCAUAGUUCUGUUAAAGAGCUCUAAAACAAGCUUAACUUGUUGAUUAAUGUUGCUUGAAUUGGACAAAGUUGGUGGCAUGACAUUCAGUGGGAUAUGAUAUCAGCAAACACUGGUUAGGAGGAGGAUGCAACGUUGCACAACAUUUCCAGUUAGUAACAAUUGAUAAUGAAUUAUAACAUCCAGAACUGCUAGGCUUAUGCCAUAGGAGGAGUGCUUGCAUCUAAGGCGGGCAGCCUGAGGCCCUUUAGAUGUUGUUUGACUCUGAUCAUCGCUAACCACUGCCCAUGCCAGCUGGGACUAAUGGAUGCUGGAAUCCAUCAACCUCUGGAGAGGUACAGGUUCCCCAUUUGUGUUUCGUUAGCACGCUCUUUUAAGUGACUGUAGCUCAACUGCAUCUGUAGUUCUAAGGUGCCAUAACACUGGUCAUAUUAGAAGAUAACUGAGAAACAGUAAAAUGCAGUGGCUCUAAGUGGAGUUAAUAGUCAGAGCUAUGUUGGACCUGUUUUUAAAGAUUUGCACUGGCUACCAGCUUUGUUCCAGUCCACCCUUCGUCACCAGUAUGGAUUACCUUUGCAGAGAGUGGGGCAAGGGGAGUACGACUUCUUCAUCUCUCGUUGACAAAUGAUACCAUCAACCAUGAAAUCGUCCUGGUCCAGCUCCAGGAAAUGGGAAUUGGGGGCACUGUAUUACAGUCAUUCCAAACUUACCUUCAGGACUGAAUCCAGAAAGUAGCAUUGAGAGUGUGCCUUUUGACCCCCUGGCAGCUACAUUAUGGGGUAACCACAUUAACUGCAAUCAACAUUAAUGUCUAAGAGAUUCUUCUACCUCCAGAAGAUUCAACAGGAAAGCUGUUGUCAAAUAUUGCAGAUGUAGUCACAGUGCUAGAAACCCCUUAUAGAUAAUAGUAUCAUUCUUAUGCACCUUAAAUAGUUAUGUGAAUAAAAAAUAACUGAAAAUUGCUACACCUUCUUCACAGUUUUAAAAGUUAUUGUUCAUAACAUCUGUUUUUUGCAUUAAAUAAUCAUCUGCACUGAAGCUAUAUGCAUACAGAGAAGUAGAAGAUUCUUUCUAUAAAAUAUUUUACCUUCUAAAGUAAUCGGGUAUGUGAAGGAAAUGCAAUGUGAUACUCUUUCCCCCCCAAAAGCCCCAUCCAGCUCAAGGAAGAAACACAGGAUUGUGUAACUAGAAAAAGCACCAUUCUUCACAUACAUUGUAUAGCUCAGUUAUCUCUUUUCUUGUGAAGGAAAUGACAUUUAACCUUUGUCAGAAAAAUAUAGGGGUUACGGUAAGAGGCUGUCUCAUUAUAAUUUGACCAAACUUAUGUUGCUUGUCCUGGAAGUUCUCUAAAUUUCACAGUGAAUUCAUUGUUCAUACUUUUAAAACAGAAGUUUAAAUACAUAUAGCUGUACCCAGGGCCGCCAUAUUUCAGUGGGUUUUCCUGGACAUUUUUCUGAUUUACAAAAAUUCCACCCAGACACUAUUUCCGACGGACAAAUCCUAGAUAUGUCCGGGAAAUCCCAGAUGUAUGGCAGCCCUAAGAUGUGCCAAUAUGUUUUACUGCUCUACUAAUAAUUUUGACCUCUUUUAUAAUUGUUAUUUCACAGAUUGGCUUUAGUCAGAAUAUGCACAAAUUAGUCCAUUCAGACCACCAGAAUAUUUCCUCUCGUGACAGACCAGCUGAAAAAGGAGAUUCAAUUUUAAAGGAUAGCAGUUCAUGUGAACAAACUAUCCAGGUAGCUUCAUGUACAUUAAAGAAUUCAGCACAAAAAAGGAAGAAGCUUACUCUAAAUGAUACUGAUCCUACUUCCAGUUGUCAGUUUCUAGAAGGGAUGCAUCAGAAUAUACACAGUUUUGAGGCUCAAACAAGAGAGUAAGCUAAUGGUUUUGAAUAUGGUAUAAUUUUUUUACAGUGGUUAAUGGGAAAGCUUAUAUUAAAUAUAACAUUUUUACCACUUUGAGAUAUUUUAUAUAAUGUGUUAUGGAAAUGGAAAUAAUAAAUAAGUAUAUCCUGAGGAGGUUAAAAAAAAAGUUUCCAUGUGAAGUUUGGGUGAGACUAAAUAUACAGUUUUCCUUAUCCUUUUCAAGAAAAAUGUUUUAAAAUAUAUAUGCACAUCAUGCGGAGUAUAGAGAAAUGCAUUUGGUAAUUAAAAAUGUUUUGUUUGUCAUCAGAUCUGACACUAAAGAUAAGGAAGAUGACUGUUCACAGAUGGGAACUGUAUUAUGCCACUUCUCAACUACAGAUACAAAUACUAAAGUUGAGCAAGUGAGGAAAAGUCAGAGGAUUGCCAAGAAAAGAAGUAAGCAGUGUUUUUUUUUAAUCUUCUGUAGCCUGAAGGACAUAUGCUCCCCGCCCCCGCCCCCCCGCUAAAUAUGUCACUGUGGCAAAGUGUCCCAGUUCAUGUUACCAUUUCUGGGCAUUAACAGAAGCUCUGCGUCCAUCGCUAUCAAUUCUCUGUCUUGUACUGGGUUGGAAGAAACUAUUGCAACCGAAAGUGGAAUUUAAUUAGAGCAAGGGACACCUUCAUUUUCUAAGUCUAAGCAAGGAGGCUUCACUGGCAUUUCCCCUUACUCAAAUCUAAAGGCCAAAGUACAUGCAGUUUAUGCUCUGCAUCAAGCAAAUGUUUAGUUUGGCCCUCAGUGUUAAGGCCAUGUUCCUCAAUAUUACCUCAGGUUUGGAGUAGGGAAUAAAAUUUGAUUCAGUUAAAGGUGAACCUACCUAAUUUGCAUUUUUUAAAACAAUAUGCGAUCAAAAACGCCUUCUUUUGAAAUUCACACUUCUCUUAAUUUUGCAGUGUUGUUCUCCACUUUAUGUGUACGAUAAUGCUCAUACUAGGGUAAAGUGUACAUAAAAAGCCAUAUAUUGGUGUUAGUAAUGUACAAAAACGAAUUGCAAAACUGUGUGUAUUGGGCAAAAUUGUGCAUAUUAAGAGAAAUUCACACUUAAAUGUGAAUGAAUUUCAGUGAGGACAUUUUAAAUUUUGUUUUGCAAACUGAUGUGGAAAUGUGGAGAAAAGAACUUAAGGCUACAAAAAUAAGAAACUGAAAGAAACCAAAAUUGAUUGAUUUGUCCAUCCCUAUGCCAGAUUCAAUUUCACCACAUCAUCCUUAUUGAGUAGAAAGCUUUUAGGGCUUGGGCAUGCAGUUUGCUUCUUGGCCAUUAGAGUCAGUUCCUAUUAGUUUUAGAAGACAUUUUUUAAUUGGAGCUGCAUCAGCAUUUGAAAUCCAUGAUCACUUGGUUGGGCAUGAAGUAUUCAUAAUGAGGGGGGGAAACAUGUUUGCCUGUAUGAGUUGGCACUGUGGGGAACUUUAGUUGGUUGGGAAUUCUCCACUGUAUCCAUUUAUAUCACACACACACAUUUUAAAAUAUUAAAAGUUGCAUAUUUAUCAUGUAGGAUACAUAUACAUACUAAAACAACAUACUAUGAGUCUGUUCUGCAAAUACCACUACUGUCUUGGUUUUACAAUAAAUCUGCAAGUAUCAGGAAGCAGUAAUUACAAGUUAAAAGCACAGUCCAUUGAUACAUGACUUCUUGUUAUCCAGCAGAGGGCAAUGGUUAUACUACUUAGUAACUUUGGAUUGGCAAUUGGAAGUUUUGCUUUAAUUACCGUACAUGUAUUUAUUUAGUAUGUAUGUGCAUGUGCCAUCUUGUAAUUUUUUUUUAAUGUGUGGGGCAACUUAUAAAUAAAAUCAAUGUAUUUGCUAAAACAAAUAAGCUAAAUUUGUUGCCUGCUGUUCAUGAUACCCUUUCAAAUGUUUGAAACAUUGAGUUUAAUAUGCAUAUUGUGUUAAAUAUGCAACUCAGUUAUGUGAUAUUAAAUACAUGAGUAACAUUAGUUGAUGAGUUAACUUUUGUAUUUUGAAUAAAUUAUUAUUUAUUUAUUUAAUUUCUGUACUGCUCUUCAUCUGAAGAUCACAGGGCAGUUUGCAAUAUAAAAACACAAAAAUGCAUACUGUAAUAAUAAACCACCACAAUAACCCCAAUAGGUAAAUGUCUUCCUUCCUUCAACUUUUAUUCAAGAAAAUAAAAUGGGUUUGUUUACUGUUCCUUUCCAUUCAGAAUGUUAUUAACAAUUCAGUUCUAGGCAUGUCUACUCAAAAUUGAGCCCCAAUGAGAGGUAAGGUUUUGCACUGUAUUUUUUUUUUAAAUUGGAAAUUGAGUGAGUUUUACUCAUAACCAGAAACAAUUUAAAUAAUAUUUAUAAGAAAAAUACUCCUUGGGUAAGUGAGUAUAAGAUAAUCAUUUUUAUUCCUUUAUUUAUUACUCCUACUAUACCACAAAGGUCUGAAGGGAAUUUACAUUUAUGUAAAUUGCAGCAUGUCUCCAUUGUCUGGUGUAGGCUAUUUUUUGCAGCCAUAACACUGUAUGCAGUUUGUUCACAAUCCCUCUUAAGAUAUUUUGUCUAUGGCAUUAGGGACACGUGAUUCAGCUCUGUUACAACUUAAGAUAUAUUUCUGUAAUUAAUGAUACAUUAGACCAGAGCUUUCCAAACUUUUCAUGUUGGUGACACUCUUUUUAGACAUGCAUCAUUUUGCGACACAGCACCGUAUUUUUCACUCCACAAGACACACUUUUUUCCCUCCUAAAAAGUAAGGGGAAAUGCCUGUGCGUCUUAUGGAGCGAAUGCAUGGUCCCUGGAGCCGAAUUGCCCAGGGGCAAAAAGCAGACCGUGCUUUUUUUUUUUUUUUUUUUUAGAAAGAGGGAAGGGGGUUUGAAACAAAGCUGCUGAGCAGCUGAUCAGCAAGCAAUCAGGAGGGGAGAUAAGGGACUCUAGAGAUAAAGGAGGCUGCCUGGGAGGGGGGAGGUAAAAGCACAUGGAGCCUCAGGAUUUUUGCAUUGGGUCACCCGAAAUUCUCCAUCAGACCACAUAGCAUGUCCAUGGCUAUAGCCUGCACCAAAAAAUCAUGCAUCCAUUGUUUCGUAGGGCCACAAUGGCACAAAAACGUGGUUAAAAAGCAUGGAUUGACAUGGAUUCUCAAUAUUUUUGCAUUGGGCUACCCGAAACAUACCAUCAAAUAACAUAUCAUGUCUGUGGCCACAGCAUGAACCACAAAAAUCAUACAUCCACUGUUUUGUUCAGAAUAUUUUUUUUCUUGCUUUCCUCUAAAAACUAGAUGUGUCUUAUGGUCAGGUGCAUCUUAUGGAGCAAAAAAUACAGUAAUUCAGUUUUACCAGCAAACUAGAGGUUAAACGAACCCCUUUCCAGCCCUGGGAGGAGUGCAGUAAGAAUUUGCAUGGCACAUCUACGCCCUGCAGCCAACACACUAACAUGUCACAACCUACAGUUUGGAAAGCUCUGCAUUAAACCAUGUUUGACAGGAACAAACUAAUACGAUUAGAUUAGACAACAAUAAGCAACCUGUAAUAUUUUUUGCUUAUUGCAUCCUUUUGUUUUGUGUAUAUUUCUCAGGGAGGCAAGCCACUUGGAACAGUUCCUCUAACUCCUCGUAUAACUACAUUUCACUAUCCAAAAUCAAUAGAAGAGACAGAUUUGGUCAGACAUUAUUGCACAGAGCUGCUGUGGAAGAUGACCUAAAUGGUUUACGUGCAAUGAUAAAAGCUGGUGGAAAUGUAAAUACUCAGGAUUGUGCAGGUGAGCAGAAUCCCCAAUGUUAAUUUCAUCCAAUGAUGAAAUAAUAAUGUAUAAUAAUUAACUUGAGCAAGGCACAACUUAAUACUAAGCAUGUUUACUUAUCAUGUGUUCUGUGAUAUGCUAGUUUUACAGUAUAAGUAAGUGCUUAGGGCUGGGCCUGUAAUUUGUGUUAACUACCAUUUUGUGAAAUGGUAGUUAACGCAAAUCAUCUGCUCAUUCCAGGAGAAAAGGGGGAAACUGGUUAGUGCAUGAAGGGGUUCAGAUCAGAGAGCUGUGUUCCUAGACUCAACUAGGUCAUGCCCCCGCCUCCGAUGAGGGAGGAAAUGAAGCUUCUUCUCUUUCCUUUCCUCACCCUCUUUGUGCCAUGUACCAAACCAGGAAGGACAUGUCUGAGCUUGCUGCAAUCUCAGAUCUCAUACUUGAAACUAUAGUCUGUAUUGUGUAUCCAAGUGUAUUCUACCUGUGUUCACCUAGCUGCUGCUUGGAUCAGCACAUGAAUCAUACCUUUGGAUUUUGUAAGUAAAACCUUUUAAACUUACUUAACAGUGUGUGGUCUGUUCAUUUUCUCAUUACUUUCCUGAUGGGCAUGUGGAAAUAUGCCUUCAGCAGCUCCUGCCUAUCCUUCAACCUCCGGAAUUUGAAGGAGAAAUGUGGGAGGGGGUGUCUGAAUGCUAGGAUGUUUACAAAGCACUGUUUGAAAGCACCAUGGUUUGCUCUGAAGUCCUAAUAAUCAGGGCUUUAAAGGGAAGCAUCACCUGAUAUCACUUUGAGAUCAGGUCAUUGACGGUGGGCGGCCCCAGCCACCUGUCAGCUUCAGUCUGUCCGCAGUUGGGGAGAUAAAGAUUUGGCCCUCUGGCCAGAAAACUUCCUUCACUUUAUUUGCACAGACCUUUUGGUCUGUGCUUGAAUGUCUCUCACAGAAUUAACUGUCUGUUGGCACCUUUAGCCGCCGUAGCAGUUCUAAGAUAUACAAUAGGUUGCUAGUGUUCCAUUCUUCCCCUUUCCACUACCUAAAUCCUCAAAAACCAGUCAUAGUCUCCAGGAGGGGAAUGUUUUCUGGCCAGAGGGAAAUGCAAGUCAUUAGAAAAUAAUCCUAUAAAAUAUAUGGCCUAAAUUCUAAGAAAGGAACACAAAAAAUAAGUAUUUUUUUGAUGCCACAGGUUGGACUCCACUGCAUGACUCCAGUCUGGCUGGAUUUUGGUGGACAACAAAUGAGCUUUUAAAAGCAGGAGCUGAUGUUAACUGUAAAGGAAGUGAAAAAAUAACACCAUUACAUGAUGCAGUUAAAGGUGGUCACUAUAAGGUAAUGCUUCUGUAUUUGAAAAUACGUUGCAAUUUAUCUUCUACAAAAAGCCACAAGGAAAGCCAUUGUUUAUCCUUCUUAAAGGCACAGAUGCUAUUGUUUUGGGGUGCUGCUGCAGUGGAAGCUGGCUGCCAUGAAAAACCAUGUGACAAGGACCAGGAGGCAGAGAUUAAAAUAGGGAAAACAAAGAUUUAGAGGCCUGGUCUGGUCCAUUUGUUUUUAUAUAUGUAUUGGUUUGUCUGCAAAAAAAAAUUAGAGGGUAGCCCAUCCCCAAAUAAUUUCUGGGUAUGGAAAGUAGUUAUAAAGAAGCUUUGUUAUCUCCUGUUUUGAGCUCUUGUCUUGCACCAUCUAGUGGAAAAAAGAAAGAAAUAACUGUCUUGAUUUUUCAAAUGCUUGAGAAGGUCCAAGAGUUCUCGUAUGUAAUAAAACUUCUGCAAGAUUUGCCAUCAUUUCUGUCUGAAGAUCUGUUUAGCUGUGGAGAGUCCUUAUCUGUCUAAAGCUGUUCCCAAGUACUGGGAGUCUUUAGUUCGCUUCAUUAUAUUUAAGAAAUGCCCUUUCCUUUCCUUUCCUUUCCUUUCCUAUCCUAUCCUGUCACAAUUGGCAUUCCUUCUUUCUUUGCAUGUAUUUUGCUAAUUUUAUUAUAAUUAACUGUACUGUACUUAGAAGAUUGGGGGGUUAUUUAUUUUAGACAUUCAGUAAGACAUCUGUGGAAUGUAAACAUAGACUAAAUUGAUCCUGUUUGUCUCUUCUAAAAGAGCUUACAUAUUCCAUUAGUCUUCUGAGGUGGUAUUCAACUGAGUUUCACCCAGAGUAAACCCACUGAAAUUACUUGACCUAACUUAGUCAUAUUCAUUAAUUUCAGUGGGUGUCCUCUGAGUAAAACUCGGAAUACCACCUCUGAUUUGUAGAUUUCUUAAACAGUCUACCAUAUUUUACAAAAGUUGUGUGAGUUUAUUUAUGACAGUGUUGUAACCACUCCUUUUUUCAUUUUUGCUGACAGUGGCAACGAUGUUUACAUUUGAUUUUAGGGAUCUAACAAGUCAGAAUGCUGCACAAGCUUAGUGGUGUCCAGAGCCAUGGAAUGUUGAGAAUGUCAGUCUUCAGGGACACCCCCCUCCCAAGUACAUAGUAAUAAAGUGCUCAGGCCCCAAAACCAACUCCUUUCACAUUAUAAGUGCAGUGCAGGAAGGUUUCAGGAAGAUGAAACGAAAACCUGUGUGUUUUUUGCUGAAACUUCCUCCUUUCUUCAUCAAGUUUAAUAAGUACUCUUGUUCCAGGCUGUCUGAGCCCCAAACAGAACCAUUUCCGUUAGGGGCUGAGGAUGAGCUGCAACAUUUUGUUGCAGGGUCCUACUUGCUCAUAUUAUAUCUGUAACUACUGUAUAAAAUUGCAAUGAGCAGCAGUGACUUUGACUUUUAGUUGCUGUGGAGCGACACCUGUGGCCGUUCUGUAUGAUGAGUGAGAUACGGAAAGUGUGAAAGCGUUAGGAACAAAUGUCGAAGCAUCUUUACCUCUAGGUGGCAGAGUUACUACUUAGGUAUGGAGCUGAUCCACUGUUAAAAAAUGAGAGAGGGAAGAGUGCUUUAGAAGAAGCAACUGACAUGCGUAUGAGGAAACUACUUGCAAGUUUUAUAGCUAAAUCUAGAAGAAGGUCAACAUCAGGUAAGAAAGAGCUAUACUUAGACUGACACUCAUUCACAAAGGAACUACAAGAAAUGUUUUUACUCCAAAUUUGAGAUUUGUUCUGUAUGCAGAUAGGACUUUGUCAACAUAGCUUCACCAGAGCACUGGAAUAUAACAAAAUGACAUAUGUAUACAGUAUUUGUGUUUUGGAUUAAUUAAGCAGGAAUUACUUUCAAGUGAUACAGUCAAUUUUACAAUAUAUAGGGCAUGCAUUCUUGCAAACUUCAAUGGAAGCAAGAUGUUUUUCUUAGCAUUUUUAAUGUUACAAAUCUAGUAAUGUUUUCUUUGAAUUUUGUUCCUCUAUGGCAAGCAUCAAGCUGUAUCACACAGCUCCUCCAGAUAUGAGUAGCACUUCCAAUUUUUGGUAAAUAAAAAGAAAAAUCUGAUCUCAAAUUCAUAUUCAUGGAAUAAAAAAAGCUGAUGUAAAAUUGUUGAACAAAUCUUGAACUAUGAUGAAGUUCUGAAAUUGGUGUGUGUAUUGAAGGUAGCUAGAAUCAUACAUUGUAAGUGUGAAGCAGCUGUAACAUUUUAUUUUGAUCUGUGCAAUUUUGUAACAUGUGCGAAGAUCUGCCACAUUUGAUUCAUUUUUUCUUUGAAAGCUCAGCAAUGAUUGGCAGAAUGAUAACACUAGAGCAAAACAUGGCAUCCACAUUCAACACAUAGCCCCCAAAACUCCCCUCCUUCUGAGUCUUGAAUGUCCACAAAUAGGAUGGCUACCAAGAGGCAGUUUCCAAGCCUGAGAGUCACAAAAGUCAUCUUGCAUGGUGAGGGUCAUUGUGCAACAGCAACGAAGUGGGGCAGCCAGCAAUUUAAGACUGAGGGCUUUGAUUCAAUAACACCCUGAGCUCCACCCUUUGCACAGCUGCUCAUCAUCUGAGCUAACACAGUUCAGGUCUACUCAUGAGGAGCAGCCUGCCUCUCAGAUGGGCACUGUGCCAUAUAGUCAUUGCCCUGUCUUGGAACUUCAUGAGGCAGCAUGAGGAUUUGGAGGUGGCUCAUUCUUCAUCUCCACUUCUGAGUUCUGGUCUUGCUGUGGCAAUGAUCAGGGGUCCCCAGUGCCAAAGAGCCUGGGCUCAGCAUCACUGUCAUCACAUCCUGCCUAUUCCUCUGUCACGUUCUUCAGAGGGGGCUCUGGGUCCUCCUUCACAGAAGCCUCCUGCUAUGGGAGCAUGGCAAAUGUCCAUGUCAGAAGAGUUCAGCCGGGAUAGGAUAAUUACAGUGGGACAGAGUUAUAUUUUUCAGCCAGACUAAUUUGCUGUGUCUCUUCUCAUUCUGCUAUUUCUUCCUGUGUUGCCUCCUUUGAUCAGAGGUUGUGUAAGAACCAACUCAGAUGGUGCAUAUGCUACUUAGUUCUUCCACAAUGAAAUUAUUGUUGUUUAAGAAGAGGUUUGACAGAACCUUUGGGUGACAGCUGAUGCAGUAUUUAAGAACAGAGCUCAGAGGCCACCCUACUUCCAUUUUUGCAAUGAAAAUAACUGGUGUACAGCACAUAUCAGUGAUCUGCAUGGUCAUUCAGCUAUCAGUUACUAUCUCUAUCCCAACUUCAGACAGGCUAUCAGCUGUUUCACAUUUUUUUAAAAAAUAAAAAAAACCACACACUCAUUCAUACAUAAUUUUAUAAAUGUAUUUUUUAAGAGGAAAACUUGGAGACGGCUUUUUCUAACAGUUUUUGUGUGUCAUUAAAAAUCAGGCUUAAAAAAGCAGAUCCAAAUAUCUUCCUUGAAUGUAUUUUUAGCUGAAAGAGUUUUAGAAGACCCAGUGAGUGACCAAAGUAGAAUUGAGAGCCAGCCUAAGGUAAAAGUUAAAAUGAAUUUUCAAUACAAGUGAGUAGUGAAAUAUAAUAGUCAAGUAACAGUCAAGGUAUUUAAUUGCAGAGGUUUUCUGAAGUGUCUUCAAGGUCCUAACCAUAAUAAUUAGUUUCUAACUAGUAAUAUCAAAUGUAUUGAACCAGAGACACUGCCAAAUUGGAGGGUAUUUUCUGUCACUCCACCCCACCCCCUGACCCGGCUGCUCUGCUCUCCUUGGAAGGAGAAGGGGAUGCCACUUACCUUAAAUGUACGAGGCAGCCAAAGGUUGUUUAAUUCUUUAUUAUUACUCUUUGAAAGGAAGGAUUCUAACCACUUAAAUCAGCGUGAGUGUCUCUACACCCAUUGCCCCCACCUACACUUCUUAGAAGAGCUUCAGUUCUGGAGGCAGCAUGGUGCUGAAGCCGUUCCAGAAUUGUGGCUAAAAGGAAGCAGCCAACCACAUUUUCUGGAGCUGAAGCCCUUCUAGGAAGGCCUUUUUAGAAAACUUAGGCAGAGGGAAUGGGCAUCAAGAGAUCUGCACUGCGGUGAGCUAUGCAAGCCUCUCGUUAAAAGGUUAAAAAAUAAAAUAAAAUACGGGGGGAACCCUUGGCUACCUUGUACAGUGGUACCUCAGGUUAAGAACUUAAUUUGUUCUGGAGGUCCAUUCUUAAUCUGAAACUGUUCUUAACCUGAGGUACCACUUUAGCUAAUGGGGCCUCCUGCUGCCGCUGCACCACCACCGCACAAUUUCUGUUCUCAUCCUGAAGCAAAGUUCUUAACCCAAGGUACUAUUUCUGGGUUAGCGGAGUCUGUAACCUGAAGUGUCUGUAACCUGAAGCGUCUGUAAUCUGAGGUACCACUGUAUAUUUAAAGUGAGCAAUAGCCCCACUUUCCUCUCCUCUCGCAAGAAAUAAGCCUCCUCAGCUUGCUUGUGGGUCCCCUUAGCUGCAUGGGGUCCUCUAAUUGCCACAGGGCUACAAAGUUGAACGCUUUUGUCUUGAUCCAGCGGCACUACAGCAUUUAUUUAACAUAGCGUGGAACAGAUUUUUUAUUGUCCUGUGGUAAUUCCCAAUCUUUUUUCUUCCCUAUUGUUAUCAAAACCCAUUCAUGUGAAUAAAUAUUGGGUGGGGAGUAGGAAAUAUAUCCUGGCCAUUACUUCUGUUUCUCUUCUAUUAUCACUGUUUGCUUUUCCAGGGAAAAACAUGCUCAGAUGAAAGAGUUCGCCAUACAUCUAAGGAAAAUAUUAAGGUACUAAAGCAACAGAGGGUAAAGUCAGAACCAAGUAAGAGAAAAAGGACUUCACAAAGAAAUUAUGCUUCCAAAAUGUGCAAUAGUUGUUCACUAGUGAAUGCUACAACAUCUGAAGGUACAUGUCUGGUUUCAAAGGCAAAGCAGUCAGUCAGGGGAAGACCACCAUCUUUGGGAGCAUCAGGUGACAAAAGAAGAAUAAAUGGCCAGAGGAAGGACAUUCAGAAUGGUCCUGCAACUGAUCUUACAUUGGUCUCAGAAAGAACAGUUGGAUCUUCAGAGUAUCACCAGUAUAAUUCGAACAGAAGUUGUGAAGCUGAAGAAGACUGUAACAUGGCAAUGGGGUCAGAAAUGCAGCGAGAGAGUGACUCUAAUAAUAGUAUUGAUGACUGUCCAUCAGAAAGAAAAGAGGCUCUUAAAAGCACUGAACUGGCAGGAGCAACAAAAGAUCAAGCAACUAAUUCCCAUACUGUCACAUCACUGAAUCCUGUUGAAGAAGAAUCUGCUUUAGCUUCUGAAACUGAGGUAGUAAAUGAACCUAAUUUGGAUUCUACACACUUCUUAUGCAAAGACAUCAGUUUGCCUUUGCAGGAGGACAGCCAGUAUGCAAUGAAACAUAAUAAAGGGUCUAAUAGUCUUAAAGUUGUUACUUUAGAGGACAACCUUCAUACUGCUGAAGAGAAGCUUGUCUGGACAGUAAGCGAGGGCAUCUUUAUUCUUGCUUCUGAGAAAAAUAGAUCACUAGACCAGUAUAUGCAUUCUGAAAACUCUGUAGAUCAGAUUAAUCUGGACAACCAUAGUUUGGGGCAUGAACUGGGUGUGAAAGAGCCUUUAUCUAUAGCUGAAUCUGUAUGUUUAGAAGAAAACCCAUUUGAGUCAAAAAUCUCAACCAUCUCAAUGUUGCAAGAAAUUGCACUUCUCAGUGAUUCAGAUUGUACAGUCCUUUCUGAAGAAUACAAUUUAAAUGCAGGCCAAAACCCAGGUGAAAACACCUCUAGAGCUGAUGGAAUCUGUAAUGAACAAGCAGUUCAUGUUUGUAUGGAACUAUCCUCAACAAUUUCACAGAGUAUUAAUAGAGUUGGUGUUUCUGAAAGUCCCGGCACUUGCAGCUUCAGUGAGCAAAGAUUUUUAACUCCACCUGUGCAUGAGGGCAUUAUGAUGGGAAGAGCAGAAGGAAAUGUUGGGAAAUGUUGCUUUGAGAGAACAGGAAAUGGUAGUAGGACUGAGAACAACACAGUCCUCCCUUCACAGAUGCUGGACAAAGACCCAUUCCAAGGUAAUCCAUUCAGAGAAGAUAGAGAGAUUGCUGAAAAUGCAAUGAUACAAAAGGAGAGGUGGAGAGAGAAAAAUAGACAUACGUCUAACUUCCAUUGUGAUUAUUUUUAGUGCAGCAUUAACUUUUUUAUUUACUGUUGAUUGAGGUAGUUUUAUUAUAUUUUUAUCAUUUGUUGAUAAUCCGAACCCUUGAAAUUAUUAAUUGAAGGGCCAUGUAAAAAGGAUUCAAAUUAAUCUAAUUAUUUCAUUUAUUUAUUUUAAUAAUUCAUAAAUUACUGUAGUUUCUAAGCAGAAAAUUAAAAUAUAUCCCUGAUUCAACAGUGAAAAAGAGUAUUUAAAGAGUCUUUAAAAUGCAGAAAUUGCACUGUUGGCUGAUAAGAAGGGAUUGUGGGGCAAAAGGUACCCCAGUUACCAUCCCCAAAUAGCUGAUAGAUGCACUUAUGGCUUUCAAAGAAAGUGUAAAGUUCCCCUGUGAAACCUAAAGGCAGUUAGACUUGCGAGCAUGCUGGGGAUAAUUCCUGUUCAUUUCAUAGAUCAUCUUCAUAAGAUUCCUUGUAGUAAGAUAUGGUAGUAAUCUUUUUAUGAUUUUCUGCAAUGAGUUAAAUUAGUAACCUACUCUACAUUAGGGUUACCACUGCAUGUAAAAACAGUUGGCUCCAAAUGUUCUUUUAAGCAAGGCUUAAUACUGAGCACCUUAGUAAAAAUUAUGGCAUUUUAUAUUAGCACAAUGAAACGUUUGCCUGGUUUGCACCUCACAUUAAAUCGUCGUUAAAAUCAACGGGUUUAACAUGAACAAACAGCAUGCAGGUGCUUCACUCCUGUGCCUCCAUGCUUUUUGGAAACAAGCCAUGGUCUGAUUUGUCACGUCAUUUGAACUCAGGCUUGUGGUUUGUUUCCCCAAAACAAAGCAUGAACAGUAAGCCAAGAACAAGGUUUAGUUUCUUCUCAUAGUUUGGAGAGAAACAAGCCAUAAGGUCAGGUUUGGGUAGCAUGAAAAGCCAGCACAUGCCUUGUUUCCCAGCAGGAGCAGGGGAGGAGUAAAGCAUCCACAAUUCCAGCAGUAGGCACCAGUAUGUUGCUCAGCCACAUAAACCAUAGUUUAUUUUAACUACAGCUUAAUGUGAUGCACGAAACAAGCUAUUGCUACACUAUCUUUUGUUUCAGAGCAAGCAAUAGAAAUGUUAAUAGAUUUUUAUAGAAGCAUUUUGUAAUAAUUUUCUGUGGAAUCUUAAAAAGUUUGGUGAAUAUUUCAAGAGCAGCAGGCAGCUCAUACUAAUCAUGUCUGUAAUAAUAUACUUUAUGGUAUUUUCAUUAACAUUCCUCAUGGAGACACUGCACUUUUUUAUUCAACAGAUAAAUCACUACAAACUCAGAUCCUAGGAAAAUGUUACAGUGAGAAGAAUGAUAAAGAAAAUUCAAACAAUACUCCAGAUGUAUCUUUACAGUCAAAUGAAUUAGAAACUAUCCAAAGUAAAAGAAUGGAAUCUAUAUCCAUUGAGGAUUGCCAAAAUGCACAUUUGUGUUCUAGCAAUAGUGCAACUCCUUUACAGUUUAAUUCGACUGAGGAGCAGCAAAUCCCACAUUCAUUAGGUAAGACAGGUAUGGUUAACCUGUGGCCGUCUCGAUGUUGCUGAACUACAACUCCCAACUUCCCAUUGGCUGUACUGGUUGGGGUUGAUGGGAAUUGUAGUUUGGCAAUAUCUAAAUAGGAAAAGGUUAACCACCCCUUAGGUAAGCUGUUAAUAACAUUGCAGAAAUGAAUGUUGUGGUUGAAUUGAGUCAGAUUUCCACUGUCACUUUGAGAUUGUUCAGACAUACCUUGGCCUCCAAAAGAAUAUCUGAGGCGCAGCUGGAAGAGGACUAAAAGCAGGGGCAGCAGGUCCCAUUUCACCGAGGCAAAAUGAGAAGGUGUCACUCCCACCACAGCCUCAUUUACCUGGGUCGUGCAGUGGCACCCAUGAAGUGGAGAUGAUGGUGGUGGGUUCCGGCAACUUCUCACAAAAUCUUGCAGACUGCAUGAGAUCUCAUGAGAUCUUGGUGGAAGCUGCCACCACCACAUCACUGCCAAGGCAGGGCAGCCAUGGGGACACUUUCUCUUGGGCUUCCACCACCUGAGGUGGCUGCCUCAGCUUGCCUCAGGGGUGGGCCAGUCCUGACUCAAAGCUCAUACAGUCCUUCCUUUCUUCCUUGACUAGUUUAAGAAUCUAAGUUAAUGGAAUGUCCCACAUAUAUUUGAAAGUGGAAUCUCCUUGACCUUUUACAUAUAAGCACUUUGUGCCUUGCUUAGAUUCAUUCUCUUUUAAGUCAUUGCUCUUCUCCAUUUUCUCCCGAAAUUAUUAUUAUUUUAUUAUCUGUAAGGUACACAUGAUAAGGCUAUAUGAACUCAUGGUUAUUAUAAAAAAUGUGUGUGUGUGUGUGUGUGUGUAUGUACAUACACACACACAUAUAUGCAUAAACAUAUAUUUGUAUAGAUGUUAUCUGAUAACAGAAGACUGAAGAAGACGGACUAAUGUUAUGUAAACUUUAGGAGACAUAAUUGUUUUAGAUUUACACAGCUGAAGUUCAAAAGGUUGUUAAUGUUGACACUGAUGUGUGAAUAUUUUACACCAGUGUCUUUGAAAGCAUGUUUUGGCAAGUGGUAUUCCUUUAAAAAGUAUUGGCCAGCAUCUAGCAUUUGGUGUAGCAGUGCCCCUCAAAAUACCUUAUGUAAUUAUUAAUGAGUGCAAAAUAUGUCUUUAGACUCUUCACAUUCUAGUGAAAAGGAGAAACUAGCUUCUUCUGAUCAGCUGCUGUGUACCAUAAAACCAAGAAUAAACAAAACAAAUGCCAAAGGAGAAACUUGUUUGCAUUUGGCUGCUAAAAAAGGAGAUUUGUCUUUAGUGAAAUCUUUAAUAGCAUCUGGAGCAUGUGUAAAUCAGAAAGAUAAUGCAGGUGUGGUAUUCUUGAUUUGUAGUUUAAAUGUUUUCUGCUAUGCUGUGACCCUAGAAUCAUCUCUCUCUCUCUCUCUCUCUCUCUCUCUCUCUCUCUUAUCAAAUUCUCUUCUUCACUGCCAACAGCAACAUCCAAAUAAGGAUGCUUCAUGGUUAUAUUGGAUUAAUAUUAUGCUCCAUGGAGAAAUAUAUAUAUAUACUGAUAUAUACAUAUGGAAACAUGCACACUGUAUUCGAACAGAUGUCUAGUAGAUGAAUAGGUGUGCAAAUAUGUAAAGUGGCCUGGAUCUAAAGCGCUAUUAUAGUUGGAAAAAAGAAAUUUGGGUGGGACUUUGAACUGCUUUUUAUGAACAACAGAUCAUAAUCUGCCUUCAAAACUCCUUUCAAGUUCAAAGUUCUCUUGAGCACCUGGAAAAAGCUGUACAGUUAUUUGGAUCCAGGCCAAUGUAGGAAAAUUAUUACAUAUUAUUAGAUGUGGCAACAUGAUAAUGGGCCUUUUAUUCAGUAGCUCCCCAUUUGUGGGGUGCAAAUAGCUUUAAACACCAGGCUCAAACUUCCCACUUCACCCAGGCUUUUGACUAAUUAAAAAAUUAAACUGUGUGUGAGGGUCAUUGUUUAGUUUGUUAUUAUGCUACAUAUUUUUGUGGUUUUAUACAUAAACCACCCUGUGAUCCUUGAAUGAUGAAUGGUAUCUUGAUAACAACAACAGCAAUAUUAGGUAAAGGCUCAUGCAUCUUACAGACUCAUAUCUAACUCUGGUUUUACUAGGCUGGACAGCAAUUCAUGAAGCUUCCAAUAAGGGCUUUACUGAGAUUAUCGAAGAGCUGCUCAAAGCUGGUGCUGAUGUGAAUUCUAAAAGCCUGGAUGGUGUUUUUCCAAUUCAUGAUGCUGUUUCAGGCAACCAUUUUGAGGUAAUGUUGUGCUAACCAGCCUCUCUCUCGUCCACCCUCUAUUUACCAGUGUGGCGAUCACACAGGGUCCCUGGACAUUUGACGGUCUAUUGAUCCUUGUGCCACCACUGUGCUCGCUUUCCCACUGCCACCAACCCAUUACUCUUGGGUACAUACUGAGUCCAGACAGUUGUUAAAAUUAAACCAAAUAAACAAGUUUAUUUUAUAAGUAUUAACAUGUUUAUGGUUUCUCAGAUAAUUUUCUUGUCAGUUUCUUAACUUUAGUUUCUUUACCGGCCUAUACCUUCCUAAUACCUUCUGACUGAUUAUAUAUAUCAACUGUUUGACUGACUCCUCUUAACAGAUUCUCUCACUCUCUCACAUCAGACUAGCCCAACCCACAGACUUAUCCUCCCUCUUUCUUCUCUAACCCCAGACUGACUUCUCAACAACUCUAACUCUAACUCCUCCCCUUGGGUUCCUAUUGGUUAGUCAUUUUACACUUCGUUAACCCUUUCCUUAUGAACCCAGUAUGAUGUCACACACCUAGGAGGGCAAAUGUCACAACCAGCUUCAAAGCGUGUUUCAAAUCCUAAUUAAGAAGGACCUAAUUGAAUUAAUAAAGGGUUUGCCAACAUAACAACCAUAGGGUUCACAUGUUCCUGCAGAGGCCUUCAUUAGAGCCCACUGUGCCUCCUCCACCUCACUGAAACUCGCCUUGACAGAAGCAUUCUGUUGUAGUCCAUAGACAAGGUUGUGGUAUGCACUUGAUUGCGAUGUUUAUGUGUAGUGCCUACAUCAGUUUCUCUGGUUUACAAGUACGCCCACAGGCCCUAAAAUAUUAGCAGCCUCUGAUAUAGAAGGCACCUUGUUUGAAGGGCUUUUGAUGUCUAUGGCCUGGGUAGGGAUGGGGAAGAAAUUAGGUUUGCUUGGUGUUUUUGCAUUUUAAUGAGAGCUAUCUGAUUUGCAAACUGAUACAGAAACUGAAACAUGAUUAUCAUUUUAAAUUCAUCACUUCUCUGAAUUUUGUGACACAGUUGCCCAACCAAACAAUGUGUACAUAAAUGCUUAUAUUAGUGGGAAGUGUGUUUAAAAUGCAUGUAUUAGUGAAAACAAUAUAUAAAUUGCUUAUAUUAGUGAACACAUCAUAUAAUUUUUUUAUCUUGAGGAAACUGCUUGCAUAGUAUUGGCAUAUGUAUGUCAAUACUACACUUAAAUGUAUUUAUCAGGAGAAAUAUGCACUAACAUGCUGACUAGUUUUCAUGAAGUUUUUUUUUGUGGGGGGGAGUAUAAAUUGCUGCAGAACUGAGUGUGGAGUGUGGACUUUAGUAUUCAAAAAAUGAGAAAAUGGGAGAACUGAAAUUGUCAGAUUCAUCCGUCCCUAAGCUUGUCUCUGGCGUGCCCUGGUCCAUGGGGUCACGAAGAGUCGGACAUGACUAAACGACUAAACAACAACAAUAACAACAAGCCUGUCUUUGCAUUUAGCCUUUGAUAGAGUAGGUAGUGAUAAAACACAGAGUCCAACUUAGGUUUUGCUUCUGGAUUCUUUUAUUUUCCCAACAUCUCUUGGAGAUACUCCCUUUGUACCAGUUUAUUGGCCAUCACAAAUCCUUUCCUCUUCUAAUUCCCUCAUCAUUUUUCAGUUAGCAACAUAUAUGCAACAAUGUAUAUUCUUGUUUUAAACUGGUUUUUUUACUAUAAUGUUAUUGUUUUAUUUUUAUUUUUUUUGUAAGCUGUUUUGAGGUUUUAUUACCCUGAAGUGGUAUAUAAAUGUUGUAAAAUAAAAUAAAUACAAUUUUAAAACGAAUCGGAAAAAGGAAGCUGAAUGUCUGUUUCUGAUCUUAACAUUUGGCCAGUCUCUGGACUAUUGUAAGAGCAGAGGAACAUGAAAAAAUAGUAACUAGACCAUAGGAGUGAAUAAUUAAGAAAUGUGUUGCAGGCAGCACAGUGUCUACUACUUCAUGGUGCAAACCCAAAUGAGAUGGACGACUGUGGGAACAAUGCCCUGGAUGAAGCCACCUGUGACAAAAUGAAAGAACUCCUUAAAUCUUAUGGUGCUACUGAGACCAAAGAGGCUCAUCAGACGACUGAUGUGCUUGGUAUGUCCCUUCCUUCAUAUUAACUGCAACUUUCUUUAUCCUUUUUAAAAAGCAUCCAAUAGCAUGAUAAGCUUCCUGAAGUCACUUGUUUUCCAGCACCCUGGUCCUAUUGUAAUUAAUUCUCCAUUUUAGUGUGUCUUAAGUGGAUUUGAUUUUCAGAAGAAGGUAUCAAAUGGCAAAUACGCACAUGUGCAUGUGCACAACCAGAUUCCCCCCCCCCUGUACUUAAUAUAUGUGUACUCAAGCUGAUACUGUGUUGAUUUGGUACAUUCAUAACUUAUUUUGAAACUAUAAUCAUUAUUUCUUGAUUUAGGCGAAAAAGAGUUACACACUUCUAGGUCUAGAAAAAUCCAUAGCUGCAGUAGCUGUGAAGAGGAUAACAUGGUUUCACAGCUCAAUUCAGCUAAACAGAGCUGUGACACAGUGAGUAUAGAUAGUUGAGCAGUUUUGUUUCCAUGCGUUAGCAUCAAAUGUGGCAUGUAUGAAGUUGCUGAAUCGUGAAUUACGUUUGUGUUAUGUGACGUUUCUGUUCACCUUUUGGCCAAAAAGGCAGCUCAUAAAACUUGUAAACACAAAAUCCAAACAAUACAAUAAGAUACAACUUACACAAGAUUUAAAUAGUAAUAUUUCAAUAACAUAUUUAAAAGAAAGGAAAUAAAACCCAAAGAAAUCUCCCACUCCAUGAAAGCAACCCCUGCCCAUGCCAAAAGAGAGCAGGAAUAACCUGACUCCUUCUUUCCCCUUUGGCAACCAUUACCCAGUCAGGGAGAGGCAGAACAGCUCGCCCCUGACUGUUCCAAGCACAGUCUUUUCCUUGCAUCAGGACUUCCUAGGCAGCAGCUUCUUAUAAGAUGUGAUGAGUAUGAGUUACUCGUGCGUAAACUGGUGCCUCUCUAGGCUAAUUUGCCUUGUUAAACCUUUCUGACUGCGCAGCCCUUUCUAAUUGUGACUGGCUCAGUCACUGGCAGAAUCCGUCAGUGGGCGUUUCUUGAACCUCUUCCAACAUAAGAGUUGUUUGACACCCAGUCUCCUCCUCCUCUCACUGCGCGGGAGUCUUCUGCGCAGGGAGGGCGUGGGUAGCGGAGGACCUGUCCCCUCCUCACUGAGUUCCAGUGAAGAGUCCUGGAGCCCUCUCUCCGAUUCCCCCAUCUGCCCAUCUUUAUCCCUGGUGUUGCGCUUAAAUGCUUCCCCCUCCACUGAGCUGCUUCUCCCCCUGCUGCUGGGUCCUUCUCCAGCAUCAUCUAGGAGCCUCCCCUUCGCCUCUCGCUCCGAGGUUGGUUCCCUGACAUAAGAGUUCCAGGCAAAGCUGAUUAAAAAAAAAAAAAUGCCUUUCUGCACGCACAAGGUGUAUUUCACUUACACAAAGGAUAUUCUGCACCUCAUGUUACUGUGUUACACAAGAAAAGUGGAACCUAUUCCAAAACUACUCUUCCGCUUGUAGUUGUGUUGUUUUUGCCAGCAUAAGUAUUAUAGAAUCUAUGUAUCAUUGCACGUCAUGAACUCUUCCCCUGGUGCUUGCACUUCUGCUUUUUGCUGAUGGUUCUUUGGAUCAGACCACAUGUUUUGCAGACAGUAGCAGCACAAACCUUCAUAACAGUAAAUCACUGUACACCUUUCUCUCUUUGUAAGUUGUGUGCACCUAUCCAUCCAACACAGCUGGCUCAGGUAAAAUACCUGGCCGCUUUCCAAGUUCUCAUGUUUUAGUUCAGUUCCAGACUGCCUGUCUUUAAUAAAGCGAACAAUGAUUUUCAUUUGACAGCACGAGUCCAUCAACGAAGUAUUGCAGAAUAUAGAAGAGAAACAGGAUAGACUUUUGCUCUUUGAAUUAAGAAGCCAAAGAGAUGCAGGUGUGGAUAAAUUGUAUAACCCAUGAAAGAUUGGCUAAAUGUGUGUUUCAUUGUUAUGUUGGAGUAACAGUCUUUUUGUAACUCCAAAGUUGCGUCUUGGAUUCAUGUUCAUAGAUGCUGGAAAGACUCCCAUUGUAAAAACUGGUGAACCUACUACAUUGAACAGGCGCAAACUUCUGAAGCUUGGGACUCAAACUGGAGCAAUUGGGGGCUGCCUCAAUAUGAUCCAUCCCAAUCCUGUGUUGUCCUGAACUGUCCCAAUUCAGUUCAGGAUCCAGUGUAUAACUCUAACAGGAAGCAAAGGGCAUGGUCCCUAAAGACAGCUUUCCUUAAGAAGAGGUGCCACCAUUGGGUGUUGCCUCAUUGGCACAGGGUGGCAGUUCCUGCCUGAUUGAGGUCCAUCUACCUUCCUCAUUUUAAUAUUUAGGAGGAAUUUUAAAAUAUUCCUGUUCACUCAGAUGUUUAAUGACUGAAAGCUACUGAAGGAUGCUGUUCCUGCCAACCUUGAAAUGGUUAGCUGUGAAGGUACAGUCGUACCUUGGAAGUCAAACAGAAUCCAUUCUGGAAGUCUGUUUGACUUUUAAAACAUUCAGAAACCAAAGUCAGAAGCCGUGGAAGCCCCAUCGGACGUUCGGGUUCCAAAGAAUGUUCACAAAACGUGCGAGUACCAAGGCAUUUGGGAUCCAAGGUACGACUGUAUUGGAUUGUUAAAUUUUUGUUUGUUUGUUUCAUUUUGCUAGUUUAUUAGUUACUGUCCUCAGCUGUAAGGACAGAAUAGAAAUAAAUUAAUAUUCUCUGUGAUAUUGGCAUGGAUUUUGUAUUGCAUACAAAAUUGUAUAGGCUUGUAAAGCAAUUUGUAGGAUGAAAUUUGCUUUAAAAAGCUCAAGAGUAGACAAUACUAGCUGAUUUCUCUGUCACAUCGUUUUAACUGCCACAUUUUUAUUGCCUUUGUUACAAAUUAUCAAAAGGAGGCAUGUCAGUUUAGUCUAUUAACUUAUUAAAUCUGUAAAUAUUAAACAGAUCUAUAUAUCCAAGAUCUAUCUCAGAUACAGAACAUUCUGAAUGCUGUACUUGCCAAACAGAAAUCAGAAAGGGAUGAUCUUGCUAAGAAAUACAGGUAGGCAGAAGAAAAACUAUAGGUUUUUCUUUUCUUUUUUUUUACAAAAUAGAGCAUGGAAUUAUUAUUUUUUACUUUGAAAUCAAGCAAAAUUGUAGUAUGCUACCAACAUUCUCAGACCCUUCAUCAGUUUUAAACCUUGUAUACUUCCCAUUAAGUUAAAUCAAUCCUGGUUCUACAAAAAGUAGUAAAGAUCUGGUGCUGCUUUGGCAUCUGUUUUUAGCUGUUGUGAGAAUUACGCUUUUAUUUAUUUGUAUUGUUUUAAAUAAAAAUCAGUAUGACUAAAAUAUUUCAAAAUAGGAUUCUGCCUUUUAAAAAAUGUUUGCUACCUUCAUUUAGGGUGGUUUAAAAAAGCUUUUGUUAUUCGUUAUUUUUGUGAUUCAUUAUUAGGGAAGGUUGAGAAAUUUGUUCUUUGCAGAUUUUGAUACAAACUGGCCUGAUCCACCCCCUGGAUUAAUACAUGAAUCUGAACUCUGUUACUCUUUUUAAUUUUGCACAUCUCUGAAUAUUGUGGUGCAAUUUAAAAACAAAAAGGAGAAGCAUGCAAAAUGUGUAUACUUUAGGAUAGAAUACAUUUUGGCAUAUAUAUUUGUGAGAAAGUAUGUUUUGGAAUACACAUUUUAAUGCAGAUUCUUUUUUUUAAAAAAAAAUCUGCAUUUAAAAAAAAUCUACAUAUUAAUGCAGAAAGAGAUGUGAUGGACUUACGAAUGAACAUAUAUGAGACUAACCUGGAAUGGAAAGAGAUGGAUCUGAUCAUUAUGCUUAGAGGCAAGCCAUAUUCUUAAAUGGAAUGGGUGGUUCAUUUUAAACAAUAUGUAUUUUUCAUGGAAGUUCAAUUGACUGUUCAAUUGUUUUUAAAUUUGAUUUCAGAGCUUCUGCAGAAUCUUUUAAACAGGGAGCCCUAAGGGAACAGAUAGCAAAGCUUGUUUCCAGACAAAAGAGUCUUUUGCUCAUGGCACAGAAGCAGAAAGAACUAGGCCAGAAAAUACAAAAUUAUAAGAAUGCAAAAAAGGAGGCUUCACAUUCAGCAAAAUAUGUCCCAAGCAUACAUGGCUCUUGUGAACGCAACAACACAGAAGAUGAUCCAUCUGGGAGAAUAGCAGCCUCUUCUGAUAUAGCUAUAGGCCUUGAAAACAGUUGGGUCACAGACAAUAUUUAUUUAGAUCAAGAAUCCAGCCAGUAUCCAAACAGGUCUCUGAAUAUGUCAGGAGGGAAUGGAAAAGAAAAAAGGCAAAAAGGACUUGGUCCCAAAAAAACGGCAUCUGAAAACAAACCCAGGGAAUAUAACGUUGAGAAGUUAACAAAGGUAACACAUUUGAAGUAUGUUAGAUCAUACUAUAAACCAUACUAUAGAUCAGACAAUAUUGCCUUCAGAACAUGUAGUUUGCCUUAUUCAACAGACACACAUAGAAUAUACUGAUCAUACAUCAGUGGCACUACAAAGAAGCAAAUUCCCAAGAAUGUGUACACUAAAUAGUUCAGCUGCUAAAAGUACUGUUGUCAAUAAUAAUAAUAUUAUUAUUCAGCAAACCACUGAAAGUCAACAUGUUUUCUCUAAUGUGUCUUCACAGCAAUACUCAAAUGUAAGUGAGGAUUUGCAGAUGCAACCAGAAUUAGAAUCUACACACAGCUGUCUCGCUACUCAUCAGAAAAACAUCCCAAAAAAUAGACACUUGCUUAAUGCUAAUUUAGAGCCUGCAGGAAUAUUUUCUCAUGCGCUAUCACAAAGCAGAAUCAGCCCAAGUUCUUCUCAAUGUUCUAACAGUCAGAAUUCCGAAAAACAAUUAAACUUAAAAGCAAGCAGAAGGAAGAAAAAUCAGCUAUUAGAUCUGCUUGAACUGGGAAAGAUUAAGUCCGGAGAUGAUGUUCUGGAAUUCACAGUGCAGGUAGAUUGUUCAGUUGCAAAGCAAUGUCAGUAUCAAUGCAAAAUGUAUUAAAAAAACACAGAGUAAUGAAUUCUUAGCAAAAGCUAAUUGAUCAUUAGAAGCAACAAAUAAUCCUGUGGCACGUUAAAGCUAACAAAUUUAUUAUGGCAUAAGCUUUCAUAUAGGAAGUGUUAUCUGACAUUGUAGGUAUACAAAUGUGGUUGGGGGUGAAUUGUGAGGUCAGGAGGAAAUUUGUGAGGAGAAUCAGGGUUAAACAGUUCUGUGUGACGUCUCACAUUCUGAGGCGUGGUUUGGUUCACAUACGGGAAUCUUUCUUUGUGUGUGAGUUUUCCUUUCGUUUUUGGCUGAGAGACGAAAGAAUGUCCGCUCUCUCACCUGGCUGAUUUAUGAUGUUUUUCUUCUCAUUAAAGGCUGUUAGAGAUUAGCAAGAAGCCUGCGUUCAGUCUGAUUUAUUAUCCACACACAAGGCAACACUUUCUACCGCUGCAGAACUCUGCUAAGAACUCUGCUAAGAGCUCAAGUUUUUCCUAUUGGCACACGCGUCCAUCGGCACAGGGGAAGUGUGCCGGGCGCCAUCUUAUCUCAAUUAUGCCUAAAUAACGUUCUAAUGAUUUUGCCUGCUCCAUUACUGCAUUGUUUAGGCAACAUAUAUGUUAUAAUACGAUCAGGACCUGGUUCAAAUUCUAGCAUUAAAAAUAAGUAUUCAGAGAUUAUUUUCUAGCUUUUCUUCCCCUCCACCCUGAUUCAGCUGGGUGCUAAGAGUGCUCUUUUGCCCUGUAUUGUCAAAAAUAAGCAGGAAAACAAAUAAAGGCUGGCCUAUGCCAUUUGAUUGUGCUGUGUCCUAGCUUAGUGUCAGAAGAGCGUGUGGGGCAAUAUACAGAUGCAAUUAUGUCCCAACAUGCAUUACUUGCAAAGAAAUGCAGUGCUGUAGUGCCUGUAUUUUCUCUAUCCUCUGGCCUUCCCUUGCAGCACUAUGAUGGCAGCAGAUGUACUGCAAACUGCAGUUUUUCCACUCAGCUUCUUAGCUGGGGACAAUUUCUGCUUAUUACAGCAAGCAAGUGGACGAGGGGGAAAUUGCGAGGCCGGUAUGAUAGAAUUAGCUGGCAGCUGCUACUGACAAAAUAGUUCAUGGUCUUUGUAGUCCUGUGGGUUAUAGAGAGGAGGAGCCAUGGAAAAAUUUUAAAACUGUCUUUUACUUGUGCUGCUACCUCUAAGGGGUUUAAAAGCUUGAUGUGCUUUUAAACAAGCCUUCCAGGGGACUAUAUCCAAUGAAUACAUCCCAUUUAUGCAAUUACCUCUGUGCAAUGGAACUCCCCCUCCUUCUCUCCCCAAACAUAACAGAUUUGGGUGAAGCACAGGGGAAGGAGAUGGAGGAGUUACGUUGUGCAAGUGGAAGUUCUUGUGCAAAUGGGACAACUUCAUGGGAUACAACCUAAUGUUUUCAGGUAUAUUUUUUUCCAGGUGUGUACAACUUGUGGCUUUUAUGCUCCAUAGGUUUCCCCCCCAUAGAGUAGAGUUCAUAUUGCUUUCCUGACGGUUGCCAUAUUCCAGUCUGAGAAGGGUUGGCAAAUACUGUAGAUGAUGGGGUGGAAGUACUUUUCAAGUGAGACUGCAGGUCUCUUUUGCUUAUAGUUCUCCUGGGAGCUGAUCAGCUGUGAAACUGUGAGAGCUUUUGGAACCUUCAUUUGAUCUUUCGAAUGUCAUAAUUUUACUUUUAUUCACUGUUGAACAACGGAUGAAUCUUAAUGGCAAUAGUGCUAGUUUCCUUUUUACAGCCUUGGCCCUAAGGGGCCUCCGAAGGUCUUCUGGUGGUUCCCUCACUCCAAGAAAUGAAGUUAAGGGAACCAGGCAGAGGGCCUUCUCAGCAGUAGCACCGUCCCUGUGGAGUGCCCUCCCAUCAGAUGUCAAGGAGAUAAAGGAACUACACAGUUUUUAGAAGACAUCUGAAGGCUAUAUCAAGAAGUUUUAAAUGUUUGGUGUUUUAUUAUGUUUUUAUAUGUGUUGGAAGCCACCCAGAGUGGCUGGGGAAACCCAGCCAGAUGGGCAGGUAUAAAUAAUAUAUUAUUAUUAUUAUUAUUAUUAUUAUUAUUAUUAUUAUUAUUAUUUAUUUGGUCUGCUGGAAUCUCCUCUCCCAGAUUUUAUCAAUAAGCUUGUGAAGUUGUUGUGUAAGUUCAGUUUCUCCCACUUUGAAUAUUUUGGCAGAUAUCCCAUCAGGCCCACUGGCUUUGUUGUUUCUCGUUUGAUUAAUAGCUGUACACAACUCUCCCAGAUUUGGAGAUACUGCAAGCUCAUCUUUAAUUUGUUUUUGCGGAAUUUGUGAGAGGACCUCAGCAGCUACGGGGGAGUUGUAGUUAAGAAGAUGCUGGUAAUAUUCUUUCCAGCGCAAUGCAAUAGCUUCUUUAUCUUUUAGAAGUGUGGUAGCAUCUGUUUAGCAUAGCGGGCAUAUACCAUGAUUUAUUGGCCCAUAGAUGGUCUUUGUGACUUUAAAGAAACUCUGUGCAUUAUGAGUGUCUGCUAAGUGCUGGAUCUCUUCAGCUUUUUUUAUCCAUCAGAUGUUAUUUAGUUCUCUGGUUCUUCUUUGAAGCAUUGGCAUAGGUUUUUUUCUUAGUGGUGCAGUUUCUAUCCCUUUGCCCAAUCUGAAAGGCCUUCAUUUUCUUGGCAAUAAUGUGUUUGAUCUCACUAUCAUUCUCAUCAAACCAGCCUGGUGUUUCUUGGUUUGGUAUCCAAUAGUUUGUUCACAGGCUGCGAUAAUGGAUGUUUUUAGCUUGGCCCAUUGUUCCUCAGUGUUAUCAGGGAACUCUGAAAGCAGAUGGUCCUUAAGAGUCGUUUGGAAGCAAUCCUACAUAAUAGGAUCUUGAAGGGCUUGAAUGUUCAUUUUGCACUCUGGUUUCCUUCCUUGAAGCUUGUGUUGAGGUAUAAUCCUGAUAGCUAUCAUGGAACGUAUUAAUUGGUGAUCUGUCCAGCAAUUGUUGGCACUCAUCAUAGCUCUGGUAAGAGCACAGCAUGAUGAUCUUCAGCUCAGACAAUUACAUAGUCUAAGAGGUGCUAGUGGUUCAAAGUGUAGGGGAUUAUAAUUCUUAAUUGUUUUGUGUUCCUUGUUUUUGUUUUUAAUUUAGGAUUCCAAACAUAAAGCCAGCCUUUUGGGAAAUGGUAAAGUCAGAGCUGGCAAUAACUCAGUUUACCAAAAUCUAGUUCAAUGGAUUAAAGCACUACUAGGAAGUGACAUUUCUGUAAGCUGGAAAUAUGUAUACAACAAGGUAGGCUCAUUACAUUUUCUGUCACCUAUUAAAAUUUAAUAUUAGUGUGAAGUUUGUUGCAUGAAAGUGAGCAGUGUAGUGGUAGUUUGUCUGAGCACAGGCAGGCAGGCAAUGUCAGGAGCGAGUCAGCAAUAAAUCACAUGGUGUAAAUGAAGUUAACUCUUUAUUAGAAGAAGCAGGAUCUGCUCAGGUGGGCCAGGCCUAAUGAGCACAGCAACUGGUUGUUUAUUAUUAUCAUAAUUAUCACAUUCUGUACAAUUCAUUCAUUAUUAUUUUUAAGGAAAACUGUCAUCAACUAAAAAGUGUAUUUUUAAAAAAUAAGCAAGAAAAAGAAGGGGGGAAAGCUGCAAAGCAUUAUAGUCCUGUGUAGUCUUCUGCAUUUGACUUUGGCUUUUUGUUUUUCCAUACUCGACUUGCAGGAAAUGUACAAAGUAGAUAUAUUACUUUGACACGGGCUCAAUAGUUCUUGAUGCAUUUUUUAAAAUGAAGUAAAUAACAUCUUCAGUGACAUAUAUUUGCCUUUAUACAGGUCGCAUACUGUGGAACUCUGUUGUCAAAAAUUAUUGCUGAAGUUCAUGUUUCUGAGGAACCAGAGUUAACAGUGCAACAAAAUAAGCUAUUUGGUAUGUGCUGACUAAAAUGUGAAUUCCAUUUAGAUGAAAAUGCCCCCCAAAAGGACAGGGUUUAUAAAUCCUCAGACUUCUACUGCACACUUUUUCUAUCUUUAAUCACAAAUUAUGGACAUAACAGCAUUUUUUAGUAGAGCCAUGCAUGUGCCUCAGAAAUGCUAACAAGACAAGUUUUCUCUGUUGGAAAUGUUAUGGUUUGCUGUGAUUCUCUCCUGAGCGAAGCUAGUGAGUUAACCUACAUGGGUUGGAGAACCCGUAAGUGCUAAGAGUUAAUGGCUUAAUUAAACUUGUCUUUGCUGGAAAUUUUGUGAAUUUAAUCCAGUGUUUGUGUGGCUGAGGGAAACAGCAUUCUGCAGAAGUACUGUCCUCUAGUUGUUUUUGGGAAUAAGAAAUAUUGGCUUCAGUCAAAACUGUUUAUAUACACACAAGGAAGACACUAUUGCAGAUUAAAAUAUCUAUUACCAACUUGUGCUUAGAGGUAUCAACAUUGGGUAAGGGAAUAUUCUGAUACAAAUUAGUAACUAUUUAUGAACUCCAAGUUAUAACUUCUAUUUUUAAACAAUAAUAUGAAAGAAAUCUUUUAAAAUGAUGUCCAGGUGAUAUAUGAUCCCAGUAUUGAUAAGCAAAAUGAAUAAAUGGUGCUGCUCUAUUUUCUAGAAAUGUCAAAAAUAGUGAGGGGAUUUCUGCCAUAUGGAGUGAACCUCACACCCAGCAAUUUCUGGGAGGAAAGAUAUAUUUCUUAUUGGACAGAUAUAUUUCUCUUGGCUUGCAUAUUCCCCAUGACUUCUUGACAUACACAAGAACAAAGCCACCCCUUGCCUAAUGCACCAAUUAGGAACAAAUUGUCAGGCCUGGCCCUAAGUUUUUUAAUAGGCCGAACACAAGUCCAACACAAGCAGGUGUUGCUAUGAUAAGCCUGUGGUAGAUGUGAAGGGCUGGGAGCUUGAUAACAGAUGAGACAAACAAGAACCAAGGACCAGAGGCAGGAAGAUGUGAUUGUGGACAGGAUGAAGGUCACAUCCUGCCCAGAGGGUAUGAUUAAAUGGUUAAUGAAUGCCAAAGAUAACCAAAAUACCGGAUCAGUCAGGGAACAGAAGCAUAUCCAUAAUAAAGCAACAAGUUGCUCAGACUGAGGAGUUGGCUUGGCUUGGCUUGGCUGAAAAGGUUUAUAGGGUCUGCUAUGUUUCCAUUAGUUUUUGAGGUCAGCUGACCAGGCUGUAUGAUCAACUGAUAGCAUCCAGACUAGGACUGUCACCUAGAGAACACCCUUGACGCACAGAACCUGGCCCUCCCCUGAGGAACUAGAAUGCUGGUGGCACAGGAACGAUGGAAUGUAUUGGAGGCUCUGGUUCAAGACUUCCCUUGGCCGGCAUGUUACACAGAUAAUUUUUUAUCUUUUUCAACCAGGGAGAAACUCUACAAGAUGCAAUUACAGCCGAGGUGCUGAGUACUGCUGUUUUAGUCAUAAGGCUGCUUCCUCUCAGAAUGCAGAGAAUAUAAGGCAGGAAACUGCACCCUUUCCUCAGGAAGAAAUGGAAAUCUCUCUGUCCCCUGAAACAGAAGCUGAGGAAAUAAUGACAGCAGUCAGUGAAACAAGUAAGUAAAAUAAGACCACAUGCAAUCCUGUUUUGUCACAAGUUUGUUGCAAGUAGAAUUUUGGUGGUAGGACUAUUGCAAACUCUUGGUCUUGGCACAAAAAAUAAGAUUAGUUUGCUGUUGAAUUGUACCCUUUUUCUUUCUGCAAAGCGUGCAUUUUCUGUUUACUGCUUCAGAGCCUGUGCUAUUAGACUAUGGUUGUCUUUAAAUAUUCUGUGGUUUUUCCUAAUUCAGUGUAGUCUAACUGUGAAAGACACUUUACAAAGCCCUGCCUUCUACAUUUAUCUGAUUUGCUGUAUAAUAUAACAAAUAUAUGUAGGACGUUGUAUAUCUUACGAAUCCACAUACAUAUUGGAUAAUUGGGAAUGAACAGCAAAGCCAAAAUAGAACAUUUAAUUAUCUAAACAUAUGGUUGCAACCUGCAUCCUCUUAGAGAUACUGAACAUAUACUACACAUCUGCAGUGAAUCUUCCAAAAUAAAGCUUAUUGCUCUUUAAAUAACCCAUACUAAGGAUAUGCAUUUAUUGAUGGAGUGUUAAAUGCUUUUGAUACUGAAAGACUUAAUCAGGAUUUAGUUCUUAAAAUGGGGAGAGCAUCUGGAUAGUGACAUACAAUAUCUGUUUUAACUGAGAAUCUUCUUCAGGGCAUUAUUGUAUUUUAAAACAUCUGUCUGCUUUUUUGGCCUCCUCAUAAGCAGCUUCCCUAAGGGUAACCUACCAUGUUGCUUUUUGUAGCUAGAGGUGCUCACACUCAUGUAAACUGAAGUGUGCAAAUAUAAUAUGAGAAGGGCAACUGUAUGCUUCAGUUUUCCCAGAGAAGAUGCUGUUUUGUAAGAACUGUGGAAACAGAUCCAGACAAUCCUAUUUCUUUACUUAGAAGAGAGAGGUCUUCCAUCUUAGAAAAAUUGUAACCAUUGUGGUGGAUGAAUGUGUGUUUAUUGUCUAUUUUUUUAAGUGUUGCAUGCCAUCCAAAUCCCUGAGUGGUGGGAGAUUCCAGGGGUUUCAGGCACUUAUCCGGGGUUUGUAUUUCUGUUUGGAAAUGAGGCACAAUGGAGACAGCAGUGUCUUCAUGAUAUAUGGUUUAUUACACAUACUGUAUAUACAACCUGAGCAUGCGAUGGAGGGGUUCGCAGCAUCAACACCCCAAAAGAGUCUAAUUUCUCCCAUAGCUGCAGCCUUGGAUUCAAACAUAACUCAAACAUUGCUCUCAAGCGUUGCCCUGAUUUUCUCUCCAGUUUGCUGCUUUACUUCUAAGUUACAUCACUGCAAACUCUCAGCUCUCUCCUUUGUCUUUUUCUAACUACUAGGCAAUCACCUCAACAGGAAACUAAGCUGGCUUAUAUUUUAACAUUUGCUGGAUCCAGGGAUUAGAAGGGUCUCUGCACAGUGCACACAGACUACUUCCCCCCACCCUAAACUCAUAACAAAAACCUCUUUAAAAUUUGCUAUAUGACUCGACUUCAGUUGUAUUGGUACUUCAGUGUAGAUUUGUAUUCCUGUUCACUAGGUGACUGCUUAUAUUAUUUGAUAUUUAUUUGUUUGCUUUUUUGAAAUUUAUAUACCACCGUUCAUCGAAAGACCACAGGGAGAUUUCCAACAUAGAACAUACAAUAAUAAAUUAUAUAUAUGAAAACAGAACAUUAUAUCCAUACAAGAAUAAUAAUUACUGCUUUUUUUCUGGGGGUACUCAAGGGUGCACAGUACUUCCCCCCACCCCCAGAAGAAAGGGCACUGGUUAAAAGUGCAGCUCUUACUGUAACUACUUCAUGGUGAGUACCAGCACCCUUUUUUCUAGAGGAAAAGCACUGAUAACAAUAUAUAGUAAUAAAUAAUACAUAAUGGUACACAGUGCUUUUUUGGUUAAAAAAAUGAGGUGCCAGUACUUAAAUUGAUAAAAGUGUCAUGGGUGCCCACACAAAAUGGCUGCCAUGGGCAGCAAAAAAAGAGGUGCCAGGACUCCAUGCCAAUGAGUACUGUCACAGAAAGCAGAGGUGAAACUAGGUUUUGUUUCACCUGGAUCAAAGACCCAGUUUGGCACACCCACCCACGCGCAUUUGCACACACACACACACAUAGGCUGGGAGCCUCCAAUUACUUCGCAUUUUCAGGACUGAAUCCUGGAGUGCAGAUAUGUUCUGCUAUGUUCUGAUGUGCCACGGCUCAAAUGAAACAAAUCCUUUUUUUGGUAUCUUGGUUUGAAUACUUUGUCCUUUUAAUUUAGAGAAAAAAGUGUUUUGGAGAAUUAAUAGUUAAAUUGAUUUUGGGGGGUAGGAAAACAAAAUGCAAAUGUAAAAAAAGGUUUUCCUUACAGUUUAAAAUAUUUUGUGCGUUUGGUUUUUUGUCGAUGGAUGUGCAGGUGUAAACAAUACAUGAAAUCAACGAUUAUGUCAUGGUAUGGCUUUAUUGCUAAAUAAAGAGGUAUGGAGUCAAUCUGAUCUGAAAAUCAUACUUGGAUUCUCUUACGUGGAAGCUCUUUCACUGUCCUUAAAUGUGCAGAAAAUAAUUGAUUUUUUUAAGAGAGGAGGAGGAGGAAAAUAUCACUCUGCACAUGUGCUAUGACACACUUUCCUAAAUAAGUGCUGUACAAGUCCUAUUGUCAUGAAAACGGCAAAGUAAAAAAUUGCAGUCCCCCCCCCCAGUCAAAAUGUUGCGAGCUAGCACUGAUUGCCUUAAAUAUCUCACCACUUAAGAAAUUGGGGGUUUAAAGCAUUCCUUAUACUUCAUGCUAGAUAUUUUAAUUUAGUGCAUUUCAUCUUUCUAACAGAAGUUCCCUACCACCUUGAUUCCUCAACACCACCCAGGAGAUUUCUACAGUUCAACAGCAGAGUGCUAAUAAAGGAUGAAGAAUUUAUGCCAGGUCAUAUAAUGGAUCAGUACUGGAACUUCUAUGUCCAUUGUGAGGGUUUCGGAUUUUAAACGAAAAAAUAGAUAAACGUUUUCCUUCUCUAUCUGGUAAAAUUUAAUGAGCUUGGGGAAGAGGAUUGCAUUGUGUUUUUUGAAUUUUACUAUUGCACCAAAUCUUUGUUAGCAUCACUUUUAAAAUACAAAGGGAACCUUGUUGUGUCCCAACAGAUGUAAACUGUCUGAGAGCUUUUAGUAGGAGACCAGGUGGGGGGGUAUAGAUAAGGUUGCGAACGGCUGUGUGGUUACAGUUGCUAUGCACUUUGACCUUGAUAUGCCUCAUGAUGGAAAGGAAAAGUCUGAUGUGGAUGAGAUGGCUGAAAUAAAAAAAAUGGUCAGGAUGGCACCUGUUGUUAUUACUGAAGCACAGACUGACAGAAAAUUAAAAGCAUUUCAGGUGAAACAGGUGUUGAGUUGUGGCCUGAGCUCCAGCCUCUGGGUCACCAAUGAAAGUUUAGUCUGGUUAUCUUAGGCAAGGUUGAAUCAAAUUGUCAGCAUCUGCCAAUUUUGAUAUGUCAGCCCUAAUUAAAGAACAGGGAACAAAUGAUUAUCUCUAAAGAGUCCUACACUGUUGUUGUUUUUCAAUGGAAGACUCUUUCAGACUCAGAAUCUAAUUCUAAGAAAGCAAACCUUACAAUACGGGCCUGAAAUUGUGCUCACCUUUGUUUAUACACACCCACACAGCCAAUAAAGAAUAAUUGGUUUCAGUUACUUUUGUGGCUAAUGUUUGCUGUUAGUGAAAGUUUUUGUAAUGCAACCUGAAAUCUCAUUUUCCCUCAAACUUCCAUUUGUAGCAGGAUGAAGCUGUCUUAUUUACAUUUCCUAUCAUGGGGCCAUAUUUAGCUCUUUUAUAAGGGGACAAAUCUUAAACAGCUUUCAAUGGAGCUCCACAACUAAGUUACAACAUUUUGAACCUCCAUUUGAAUCCCAUCUGUGUGAACACACCAUACAGUGAAGAUUUAGAGAGCGUUCUUUUUCGUUUUCUUUUAAUUUAAAGGAAAUAAUUCCUUUGGGGAUUUUUCACAUUGAGCUGGUCCCAGUGUAAAGCUAUUCAUGGUAUUGUGCGGUCUCUCUCCCCUUCCAUGUCUUACAGAAAGUUGCUAGGAUUAGCUGUGAUUAGUGUUGGUGACAUGUAACAUAGCCAUGGUUAAGGCCUGUUGGAGAAUUAGCAUGAGAGCAGGGGAGGCUUUAGAGAAGAAAGUGUUUCACAACCUCCUCCCAAUAUCCUUGUCACCAUAAAGUGAUUGCAGUCUUUGCACUGGCCCAGUGAGAUAUAAAAAAACCCACACUUACUGGAUUACAUAAAAUAUCAGUAUUUUAUGAAAUGCAGUAUUUUGAAAUACACAGAGGUGAAGGCUUAAUUAUCAGUGUCAUUCAGAAAUAUCCACGGGCAUUCAAAUACAAGGCGAAAAUACUUUUUAAUCAUUUUGAUUAUAAUCUCUUUGAGCUUUUAAACCCGGGAGCUACUUUAUACUGUGCAGUAUCUUCUGGGGGAGGGAUGGUGUUUGUCUUACAUGUGAUUUAUUUCCUACUUCUUUGCUAGGGUAUCUGUAGCAGAUACAUCUGCCAUAGCCAGAGUUGAAAAUGUUCUGGGGCUCUUUCAUGUCAGAUUAAACAACAUUUUAAAGAUGCAAAAUGAGAUUCCUUGUUAACUCAUUUUGCUGAAUUGCUAUCAGCCACAUAUGGAAGAGUUUCUCUACUGAUUAUCUGAUUGGCAUAUAAGCUGGUGUAUGGAAGUGACUGUUGACUGGCUUAGGCAAAAAAGAUAUUGGAGAUAGAGAACAAAGUCUGUGGUAAGGAAAGUUAACAAAGUCAACACUUUGUUAGAAUGUCUAAGGUUUCAGAUGUCCAAAACUGUCAUGUAACAAAAAGGUAAACUAUGUAGUUUGAUGAGUAAGGUACUUAAAACAAUGCUAUUUUAGUUGAUUUAUUUUUAUUUUUUUUUGGCCAUUCAGGUCCUGAUGCGCUUUAAUUACACUGUACUCUUUUGUUAUAGCGAACAUAUUGCAUUACUUGUUGAAAGAGAGCAGUGAUUCAUAUUCAUCUUUUGUUGCAGGAGAAUAUUGUACUGCCUAUGAAAUGUACAAAAGAUUUAUCUGAAUAUUAGAUUUACUUCACUGUUCACUCAAUUUGUUGUUUAUGUUGUUUUCUUUGAUGUAAGGCACCUAAUAAAUUAGGAACAUGCCAACUGCAAGGCCUUGUUGCUGCAUUUUGGAUUAGCUUUGUUCCUACAGGAGAACAUAAAAUCAAGAUUUGACAUGAUGAGUAUGAAGUAAAAGCUUUGGCUCGUAAGCUGGCUUUCCGGUACUAAAAAAGACAGACACCAUUUGUUAAAUAUUAUUUCUUCUGUAUUUGAUUUACUAAAGUUUAAAAUGUAAUUAUGUUACCUUCUCUUUUCUUUUUGAAAGGAAAAGGGGGAACUUUAUUGUAUAAAUUUAGUAGAUUGGUACAAGAUUUUAUGGUAUGAGUGGCUGCUGUUCUGGUGGGGGAUAAAAUUCAGAUUCAGAAUAUAGGAGACAUGUGACUGUGUCUUAGUAUGUAGAGUAGCAGUCUCUUAGCACCAUGGUCCAGGAUUUGUUGUUAUAGCUCUGACAGUGUUGAUUAGUGAGACUGUUUUUCAACAGUGUCACUGUAAGCACAAAAUUCACUAAGUUCUAGAUUUCCUUUAUUGGAGAAAAAAUCUGGUUGACUUAAUGUCUUUGUGAUUUCUAUUUUUAUUGUAUAAGCUGCUUUGAGACACCCUAGUGCAAAAAUGCAAUAAAUAAUAAAUACUGAAAAAG